This is a messenger RNA of Podarcis lilfordi (Lilford's wall lizard), 88520 nucleotides long. The record is from the annotation of a GenBank genome assembly. Lineage: Eukaryota; Metazoa; Chordata; Lepidosauria; Squamata; Lacertidae.
AGUCGGAAUGCAGAUCGACGCGGGCGCUCCUCCAAUGAAAGCGAGCGUUGGCCUUCCAUCAUUGGCCGAGGCGGGGAGGAGGCGGGGACAGACGGUCCCCUUCUGCCCAGGGUUGCAGGAGGAAUGCAAGGGAAGGGCAGGGAACGGGUUAGGCUGCGCCGGCUGAAAAGCGCCGCCUGCCUGCAGAAGGGGCGUCAGUCAGCGCUGCCGGUCGAGGAGUUGGGAAGGCGCUGCGGGAGAGGCUGGGCGUCCGCGGAGACUUCUUCAAGGGAGCUGGGUGGGGUGGAGAAAAAGAAGAAGAUAAACCUAUAUAUAUUUUCAGCCACCUUUUCCCCAGUUUUGUUCCAAACCUGGGGGGAACUGCCCGCUUUUCACUCGCAGAAGUUACAUAAAUCUAUUGCUUCUCCUCUGCACCGUCGUGGGAACCGGAGCAACCAUGCCCGUCUUCCACACCCGCACGAUCGAGAGUAUCCUGGAGCCGGUGGCGCAGCAGAUCUCCCACCUGGUCAUCAUGCACGAAGAGGGCGAGGUGGACGGCAAGGCCAUCCCGGAUCUCACCGCUCCCGUGGCCGCCGUGCAAUCCGCCGUGAGCAACCUGGUCCGGGUGAGUUGAGAGAGAGAGAGCCAGCUUGCUUGCUUGCUUGCCUGCCUGGGAGGCUCGGGAUUCUUAAUUUCAUUGCGGAAGAAACGCGGCUCUCUUAAAAUAAACAAAUGAAAAAACACACCCAAGCCUCGUGGUCUCCCAAAGCUCCCUAAUGCAAAAACUGCAUUAGGGAGCUUGGCUGUCUGUUUGAUGGCGGAGUGUUUGUCUCUCUGUGUGUGUCCCAGCAAACUUCAAUCGGGCCCCACCUUAAGUCCCCCCCUCCCCCGCAAAAAAAAGAAAGUGUUUAGGGAAUGCAAGAAAAAGUUCUGGCAGCAACAAAGUUGUCACUGCAGGAGGAGUCUUGAUUAAUCCCCUUGGUGUGUUCCUGGUCUUGCCUCACUGGCUGGGAAAUGGCCGAGCUGUCCCAUGUUGACUUUCCAGGUUAAAAGGUCUUCUCUUUCCUCCACCCAGCAAAAAAGGAAGGAGGGAGGAAAAAUUCCUUCCAAGGCUUCCUGACAAGUUUCCCCUUCUGCCUUCCUCCUCCUUAUCAAACUCCCGUUUAGUUGCUUGACACACCCAAACUUGCUUUGCCCCUCUUUCAAACAACAAAAAAGUUUGUUUGUUUUUUUAAAAGUUAAUUUUAGUUGAGUUUAAAGUCGAACAGGGAUCGUAGGACAGCAGGCCGGGUGAUUCAGAAUAUGAUUCACAAAGCUUACGGAAUCAAAAGAAUACGGAAUAAUAACCGUAUUUUUGAUAGCAGAAGAAGCCAGGGAUAUAAAUACCUCAACAGGACCUUAACGGGGUGCCUUAAUCAUAACUCUCAGAAUAUAACCUAAAACUAUCCCUGGAGAACCGUAAAGGCGCCACCUCAAAGAGUGCUAGCCAAUUAAAGCAGCCAAAUCCAUUUGAAAGCUGGAGGAGGUGAUUGUUCGUGUUCUCGGUUAGUGAUAUAUACUAUUAAAUCAUAACCAAGUAGAAAUAAAUUUGUCCUCCUUGUGUUGGCCUCUCAAGACCAGUAACUUAUGAGUUAAUUUUUCCUCAAAGAGCUGUUUCCCAUACCUUGGCAGACCAGAAUAGUUUCAUUUAUAGAUCUCCAUGUUUUAUGAAACACUUAAAAGUAAGCCCAACAGGUGUCAUUCAAAGUUAUUUCUGUGAAUUCCUUGCUGAAGGUAGAUAGGAUCUGAAUAAGUCCAAGUCCUGGGUGUUUCUCUUCUUCUCAAACUCUGCAUUUCCCCCCUCUUCUGCAAAGAGAGAAUGCUACACAUGCCAUCUUGCAUUCUCCUCCUGGCUCUCUUACUUCCUCCUCUUAGGAAUGUCGGAAGCUACUGUUAUGCUGAGUUGUAUCCUUAACCUACAUAGCUUAGUAUUCCCUUACACUGAAUCCAGGGUUUAAGACUGUGACCUCUCCCGGCCCUACUUGGAGAUGUUGGGUGGGGUGGGGUGGGCAGUCAAACCUUCUGCACAUGGGCAGAUGCUCUGCCGCUGAACUAUGACCCUUUCCACUGUGUGCCCCCACUCCAGCUUCCUGGCAAGGCUUGCUUUUCAUAGGAUCAUAGAAUUGUAGAGUUGGAAGGGACGCCAGGGGUCAUCUAGCCAAACCCCGUGCAAAGCAGGAAUCUUUUGCCCCCACGUGGGACUUGAAUCCACAACCCUGACAUUUAGAGCCUCGUGCUUUACCAACUGUGCUGUGUCGUGGACGGCACCAUUUUCUGAUGCCACCUCAGAAUGGUGAUGCCCCGGUUCCCUGACCCACCUCUUUCCUGCACGGUCUUCGCCGGCUAUGACAGUGGCAAUGUAUUAUUGGGAUAAUGUUUUAUUGUGUUUCUGUGAAGGAGGGUUUUUAAAAAAGUAAAAUAAAAUAACAGAGGGGCGGCAUCACUCUCUCACUGUUCCCACCCCCUUUGCCCCUUAGCAUUGUUACUUGAUGGGGGCAGUCGGGUGGCGCUGUGGUCUAAACCACUGAGCCUCUUGGGCUUGCCGAUCAGAAGGUUAGCGGUUCGAAUCCCCGUGACAGGGUGAGCUCCUGUUGCUCUGUCCCAGCUCCUGCCAACCUAGCAGUUCGAAAGCACACCAGUGCAAGUAGAUAAAUGGGUAGCACUGUGGCAGGAAGGUAAACGGCAUUUCCGUGCGCUCUGGCACCUGUCAUGGUGUCCCGUUGCGCCAGAAGCGCUUUAGUCAUGCUGCCCACAUGACCCGGAAAUCUGUCUGUGGACAAACGCCUGAAAGCUAGAUGAGUGCCGCAACCCCAUAGCCGCCUUUGACUGGACUUAACCUUCCAGGGGUCCUUUACCUUUUUACCUGUUAUUUGAUACCAGGCCAGACUUCUAAAACUGUUGCAAAUGCUGGGAUGGGGGUCAUUUUCUUUGAGAGCAUGCUCUGCGGUGCUGAGGAAUCUGGAAACAAGGGACCUACUGAACAGCUGCCCCUCCUCCCAUUUCUUCCCCUGCCCUGUAUGUCCCUGCAUUGCCCUCAACUUUCCAUCCCCUCUAAAUCAUUGUCCUGUUCCCAAAGGAAGCUCUUGCAAGGCUCUACACUUCUUCUAGUGUUGUAGUACCUCAUAUUUACUUCUGCUCCUGCAGUAACAGUGUUGCUCCCUUCAAAUCUGCCUUGACCAGCCCUUCAGCCUGACUGUUCUACCCCUUCCCCCUUCCUUAGGCCUUAGAUCAUGGGUAGGCAAACAAAGGCCCGGGGGCCGGAUCUGGCCCAAUCGCCUUCUAAAUCCGGUCCACGGACAGUCUGGGAAUCAGCGUGUUUUUACAUGAGUAGAAAUUGUCCUUUUAUUUAAAAUAUAUCUCUGGGUUAUUUGUGGGGCAUGCCUGGUGUUUUUACAUGAGUAGAAUGUGUCCUUUUAUUUAAAAUGCAUCUCUGGGUUAUUUGUGGGGCAUAGGGAUUUGUUCAUUUUUUCUUCAAAAUAUAGUCUGGCCCCCCACAAGGUCUGAGGGACAGUGGACCGGCCCCCUGCUGAAAAGGUUUGCUGACCCCUGCCUUAGAUACUCUGUAUCACCACUUUUUGAUAAAGUUCCUAUCCUUUCAGGUCCAAACAGUGCCUUUCACCUUACUGCAUCCUUAAAAAGAUUUAGGAAACUCAGUGGCCAGAGAUAAUACCCAACCAAUUAAUUUUCCGCAGCCAGUUAGCAGUGGCAGCAAACGGAAGAUUCCAGUUUACAAACUCUUUUCCUGUGUUAGAUCAGUUUCACUGUGUGCGGCUGGGUGUAGGCUUCCCCGUUUGCAUUCCUGCCCUUUCAUUGACAAGUCCUUCCCUGUCCUUAUUACACCUUUCCCUUGCGAGUGAGAAUAAGCAAUGCUGUUAUGGAUCCACGACAUUCGUUCUACGAUGCUUACUUGAGCUACUGUUCCUUUGAAGCUUCAGUCUCUGCGACUUCUGGUCUUGGCACGCAUUCCCCACUUGCCUUACCAGCUUUUCCCACAGUCCCCUUCCAGGCAGAUAGAAGCAAAUUGCAAGUGGAACAGCUGCAGAAAACAUCCCCGAAUCCCAAAAUAUUGUAUUGGACAGUCGCCAACCACCAGGGUUGGUAGGUUGGGAGGCAUGUGUGUUCUCCAGUUCUCCCAUUUUCUUCAGGUAGACUGUGUUGGCAUAUGAAAAUGACUGUGGCAUAUGAAAAUAGACUGUGUACACAUAUGAAAAUGAUUUUUUAAAAAAGUGUUUAAAAAAAUACAUUGAAUUUGCCAUAAGGCUCACCACUGCCAUCUAGUGUCACAUUGUGUAUUGCACUUAAAGUACACUUAAAACGUUUUAUUUGCAACUUUAUAGCUGAGUCCCGGGUAUGUAUUGUUCUUUCUCCACUUUUUCUCCAUGGAGUUCAUUCAGGAUUCUCCCCCUGCCCCUUCUAUUGUUGCCCAUUCAGAACUCUUGUUGCCCAUUCAUAUACUGCCCCUGCUUACUUCAUCAUGCUACAUAUUUGACACACAUUCUCUCUGCGCAUUCUUUUGCAAGGGGGAGGGAUCUCUCACAUUUGAAAAGCCCAACGGUGCUUGGUGCAUAUUUUCAGUUCAAGCCCACGCCAUCUGUGUCUUUUGCAGAGUUGUAAAUCCUUUUGUAUCGAUUGGUACGUGCGGUUAAUUAGACGGAUAGUUCAACAGCCCCAGAUGCAACAGUUGCUUACAACCUCACGGCACCGGAAUCUAUUGGCCACCAACUUGGACAGCUUUAAAAGAGGAUCAGACAAAUUCCUGGAGGAGAGGGCUAUCGGUGGCUACUAGCCUAUGCUCUGCCUCCACAGUUGGGAAGGCAGCAGUGUUCAAAAAUAUGGGAAAUCUUGGGAGGGGCGAGGGCUCUUCUGCAGAUCACAUUCACCCAGUGCUUUACCAACUGCACUGGCUCCCAGUGGAGUACAGUGUCAGGUCUUAGGUGCUGGUUUUGACCUUUAAAGCCCUGUGUGGCCUAGGACCCACGUACCUACGGGACCGCCUCUCCUGGUAUGCCCCGUGGGGGACCUUAAGGUCCACAAAUGACAACACUUUGGAGGUCCCAAGUCACAAGGUGGUUAGAUUGGUCUCAACUAGGGCCAGGGCCUUUUCAGCACUGGCCCCGACUUGGUGGAACGCUCUGUCACAAGAGACUAGGGCCCUGCGGGACUUGACAUCUUUCCGCAGGGCCUGCAAGACAGAGCUGUUCCACCUGGCCUUUGGUUUGGACUCAGUCUGACCCUUAUGUUUCCCUCCCCUUAUGGUUUUGAUUUACGGGCUACUAUUAAAAUGAGGCUGCAUUUUAAAUUGUAUUUUAAUAAACUGGUUUUUGUUUGUUUGUUUCUCUCCCCCCCCCCCAAAUUAUGUUUUAUUGUAAUUUUAUUGGUGUUAGCCGCCCUGAGCCUUGCUCUGGCUGGGGAGGGCGGGGUAUAAAUAAAAUUUAUUAUUAGUAUUAUUAAAUGUUCUGCUCCCUGGUUUCCCGUAGGCAUCUGGUCGGCCACUGUGAGACCAAGAUGCUGGAUUGGAUUUGGCCUGAUCCAGCAAACUCUUCUUAUGUUCUUAUUUCAUCUUGUCGGUAUCUAAAUGCCAGUAAUAUGGCACAGUUUGUGGAUUCCGAUUCUGAAUAUUAUGCAUAUUUUCUAUGUUUCUGUAAUAGCAGGCGGUGGGUGGAGCUUGUUCCCACAUUAUACUGCCAGUUGCUUUUCCUUAGCGGUGAAGUGGUUAGAACUGAUUUUCUUACAUGCGCUUUUCUCUUGCAUGUGGUUGGUUUGUUGCAUCUGUCGGUGCAGGGGAAACAAACCACCAACUUUCUUUGACUUGCAAGGUUUAUAGCUUGUAUGAGGCUGGAUUGCAAUGUUGUUGGCAUGUUGGCGGCAUUUAUUUCUGAACGGAUGCUGAGGUUAUGUUUUACCACGAUGUGUUCCGCCACUGUAUCGUAGCUCAGUAUUGUUGAUGUUCAGAAACCAGUGCUAAUCUCUUGAGGGAGCCAUACUGAACCAAUUUCUUUCGGAAGCCAACUUUUAAAAUUGCAAGUGGGGGAUAAACAGGUUGGAUCACUUUUCAUGAAUUCAAGUCCGGGAAGAAGAGCUCUUGUCACUUUUUAACCCUUUCGUUUUCUGCUUUUAAACAUGCAACUUUAAUGAGGUCUCUGUGCAUUGGAUAGCUGGGCUUGGGGCUGUUUGUUAACUGAAAUUAAUUCUGUGCUUCACUGCAAAAUUUUAGUAAGGGGUAGGAUAAUGCUUUAGCUCUUGUGUUGAAAACUUCUGCUUGUGUUACUCUUGUUGAAGUGUGCGUGUUUGAGUGUGGCAGGGUAGGAUUGGAUUGACUCUCUAAAAACACUUCAUUACUUUGAUGUGCAUCAGGAGCUGAUUUAGGAUAGUGCUAACAGAGCAAUCCUAAGUGUGUUUACUCACGUGUAAAUUGCACUGAGCUCAGUGGGCCUUACCUCCUUUCAUUUUAGGAUUUCACUAUAAAGAGCGUGAGUUGAGUGUAAGUUCGAAACUCACACCAGCUUAUGAUUUUGCUAAGGGCCAAAGCAAACCAAUAUAAGUGGUACCUUGGUUUGCAUACGUCUUGGUUUGCAUACGUUUUGGAUUACAAACACGUCAAACCUGGAAGUGUGUGUCCCGGUUUGCAACCUUUUUUUUGAUUACAACCCAUUUUGGGGGGGAUUACAAACAAAUUGUUUUGGGAGGCGCCAUUGGCAAAAGUGCGCCUUGGGUUACAACCUGUCUUGGUUUACAAACAGACCUUUGGAACGGAUUAUGGUUGUAAACCAAGGUACUACUGUAUUUGCAAACACUCUUGUUACAUGACAGUAUCCUAUUAUACAAGUACAGCCACCUUUAAACUAUUGCCCUCCAGCAGUUGUUGGACUUCCAUGAUCCCUGACCAUUGGCCACGCUGGCUUGGGCUGAUGGGAGUUGUAGUCCAACAACAUCCGUAUGGCACCAGGUUGGGAAAAGAUGUGCAAGGCUGUUUGAAGAAUUGCUUUGAGGGGUUUUUUGGGGGGAGGGGAGGAUAUAUUAGCGAUAUAUAAAAGUUGUUUAAUUGCAACAUUGAAUUUGGCACACACCCCCUUUUAAAGAAUAAAUAAAUCAUGUUUUAAUCUGAACUAAGGUCAAAGACAUAUGCACAUGUAUGUGCAAACUGAUGUAAAAUUAACUACUUUCUCUUUAUUUUCUUGAUGGUAGGUGUGUUUUCAGCAUUUACUCCAACGUUUGCUAAGUGUGGAGUUUCCCUCGUGGUAGUGCUUCAGGGCAUAAAGUAGCAUUUAUUAUUUAAGAUGACUGAAAUCCGAGAUGUGGAAUUUCAUUUGAAGGGGAAUGCAGUUGAGUUCGGAAAUUAAACCUAAGAGAAUGACAAUAAAAACUGGAACAUAUAACUUUUGCGACACGUCAAAUGUUGUUUAAAUUCAGUUUUGAACUUCUGAUAUGGGUGUUCUGCCAAAUGUAGUGCAUCUUGAUUUAAAAACGAAAAAUAAAGUUCCAAACUAUUGCUCUUUUCAUUUAGGUCUGAUUAUUUAGCACGAAGGGACGCUGGUGGCGCUGUGGUCUAAACCACUGAGCCUCUUGGGCUUGAGGAUCAGAAGGUCAGCAGUUCUAAUCCCUGUGAUGGGGUGAGCUCCCGUUGCUCAAUCCCAGCUCCUGCCAACCUAGCAGUUCCAAAGCACGUCAAAGUGCAAGUAGAUAAAUAGGUACCACUCUGGCGGGAAGGUAAACGGCAUUUCCGUGCGCUGCUCUGGUUUCGCCAGAAGUGACUUAGUCAUGCUGGCCACAUGACCCAGAAGCUGUCUGCAGACAAAGCCGGCUCCCUCGGCCUAUAGAGCGAGAUGAGCGUGGAACCCCAGAGUCGUCUGCGACUGGACCUAACGGUCAGGGGUACCUUUACCUUUAUUUAGCGCAAAGAUGGUGGCAGUCGUGAAUGGGUUUCAUUCUUUUCCCCCUUAGACGAUGUUGUUGGACUAUAACUCACUUUGACUUCAAUCUUAAUUUUAGAGGUCAGGAACCUGAAAUCCUGUAUGAAAUGAACACAGUAAUCUUGUAUGCAUUCUUGCGUCGUCUGGGAUAGUUGCACUUAUUAAAAGGUUUGGGGCACGUUGGCUAUGCUAGUCAGAUUUAGUGAGGAAAUACCAUACAGCCAUCAACUGUGUAAUCCUAUACACUACAAGUCCCAUUGCAUUUAAUGGAGCUUACUCCCUGUAAGUGGUCAGCGCUAGAUCUCUCUUUAAAAAUUGGUUGUACUCCGUUCAUAAAUUAUAAUUGGCAGGCUGGAUGAGAUUCAAAGCAGCGUUUGUUUGCACACAUGGACUCAUCUAUUUCCUUUUACCAGAAGUAAUUCUAUAUACCUUCUGAACCCCAGCAGUCCUGCAAGCUUGCCCCCCUCCUUGUGGAUGUUGUUGGAAGGAAGUACCGUAUUUUUUGCUCUGUAAGACUCACUUUUUCCCUCCUAAAAUGUAAGGGGAAAUGUGUGUGCGUCUUAUGGAGCGAAUGCAGGCUGCGCAGCUAUCGCUGAAGCCAGAACAACAAGAGGGAUUGCUGCUUUCGCUGCGCAGUGAUCCUCUUGCUGUUCUGGCUUCUGAGAUUCAAAAUAUUUUUCCCCUUGUUUUCCUCCUCCAAAAACUAGUAGGUGCGUCUUAUGGUCUGGUGCGUCUUAUAGAGCGAAAAAUACGGUAUUCUCCUCCCUCCUCUGUGUCCACAAGGAACUGCUUUCCAUUCAUGUAUGGGAGGGUCGGGUCGGGUGUGUAUUGCUCCCAGCAAUGAUAUAACUUGUCUGGACUCUGUAGAUUUGAUACUGCUCUUUAAGUCUUCUGGAAUUAGUGAUUGGCUGGCAGUGUUAACCUUAUUGAUUAUGUCACCGUUUUGAAGAGCUUGCAUUGGAAUUGACCUCUGCCUGUGUAUCCAGAAGUCAACAAAAGAACGUAUUGUUUUGGGGUGCGUCCAAUUUCUAAACCACUUCAGACAGCCUUACUUCAGAGACUCUUCUUAAGUAGUACGCUGUUCAGAGCAGUGGUCCUGUUCUUGAGGAGGCAAGAAAUUUCUUGAACAAGCAGCUGCUUUAAAGGAAAACAGAAGGUGGCUGAAUGUGGCUUCUAUCAGAGGGAGAAGGUUCUAGUAAAUUAGUGUUUCCCUCGGCAAGUCCUUGAUCAUAAACAAGUGGAAGAAAAUUUAAUUACUCACCCUAAUUGUCUCUUUGCGGCAGCUGGAAUAAUACAGCCUCUGGAGGGAGAGGGAGAAGUCUCUCUUCUUUAGCAGCCAAGAGGGAAGUUCUGCUCCCAGGACAAAGGCCUUCUGGAGCUGUAGCACUUGUUGCUCCACCACCAAUAACAUAGAUGUAGCUCUGUCGCCAAACUCCUCCAGAGGCAGUGAUCUCUUCCUCUGCUUCCCUCUUCUCCAGAGGACCAAAGCUGACAUGACACCAGUAUCCAUGCUUGUUGAAUCAUAUGUUUUCCAUGUUCUGGAUUAAAGCAGGGGGUGGCUUCCAAUUUUUACAUCAAUAUGGGCGGGGAGGCGAGGGGAGCUGAACUUUCCCCUUCCUUGCAUUCCUUCAUUCUGUUGUCACUGGUACUCCGCUCCCCAAUUUGGUACACUUCUUAUAUUGGAACUACACAGAGACAAAACAGGCUGGUGGGGGAGAGUUUAGAUCUCCUCGCCCGCACUGCUUCAUACAUAGAAUCACAGAAAGGAAGGGAUCCUGAGGGUCAUCUAGCCCAACCCCUUGUGAUGCAGGAAUCUCAGAUGCGGGGCUAAUAAAUGGAGCUACCCCUAUCAUAUCUAGUUUGGCUCUCAGAGACUUUGCCACCAUCCCGCUGCAAUAUUUUAAAUUUUAGACCGUUCUGUCAAGGGAAACUUAGGGCUUUGCUGGAUUUCAAGGCAGUACUGGGCUUCAGCCCAGUAUACCUGAAGGAGCGUCUUCACCCCCAUUGUUCAGCCCGGACACUGAGGUCCAGCUAUGAGGGCCUUCUGGUGGUUCCCUUCGUGUGAGAAGUGAGGUUACAGGGAACCAGGCAGAGGGCCUUCUCGGUAGUGGCACCCGCCCUGUGGAACGCCCUCCCAUCAGAUGUCAAGGAAAUAAACAGCUAUCUGACUUUUAGAAGACAUCUGAAGGCAACCCUAUUUAGGGAAGUUUUUAAUGUCUGGUGUUUUAUUGCUUUUUUAUUAUUAGUAUCAUUAAUUCUUUUGGGAGCUGCCCAGAGUAGCUGGGGAAACCCAGCCAGAUGGGUGGGCUAUAAAUAAAUUAUUAUUAUUAUUAUUAUUAUUAUUUUAUUAUUAUUUUAUAGUAUGAUGUUCCCAGUUGGGAGCACAUGAGCGCCAUACAGGCUCAUGCACUCUUGUCUACCUGCCUUAUAAUUGCUUUGAGAAAUAUUCUGCGCCAAAGCACCAACUCUUAAAAGAGAUGUGUGUACUCUUCAACUCAGAUCACUGUUUCACUGAGUCUAACACCUCUCUGAAAAAGUAGCUGUUAUCAGGAAGUAAUCUAAAAAUAAGCCCGAUAAUGUUGAGAAGGGUCUGGUCAUGAUCUUUCGGAUUUAUAAUUAUAGCUGUCCAAGGACUGUGUGAGUACAUGUUUCUAGUAGUUAUUAAAAGUAAGGCAGAUGAUUAAUGUUGCCAUACUGAUCUUACCUAUUUGCUCUGAUGUAAAGGGUCUGGGUGCUGUUAUAGAGUGGCCCUUGGCCAUGUUAAAGGAAUCAAAGCACGAUUUGGGGCUUCCUUCUCUACGAAGUUUGACUUCCUGAGGCCGACCUUAACUGUGGUUAGCAAACUUAACUGUGAUUAACAUUAACCCUGAUUCCAUAAUAAUAAUAAUAAUAAUAAUAAUAAUAAUAAUAAUUUAUUAUUUGUACCCCGCCCAUCUGGCUGGGUUUCCCCAGCCACUCUGGGUGGCUUCCACAAAGACCAAAAAUACACUAAAAUGUCACACAUUAAAAACUUCCCUGAACAGGGCUGCCUUAAGAUGUCUUCUGAAUGUCAGGUAGUUGUUUAUCGCUUUGACAUUUGAUGGGAGGGCGUUCCACAGGGUGGGCGCCACUACCAAGAAGGCCCUCUGCCUGGUUCCCUGUAGCUUUGCUUUUCACAAUGAGGGAACCGCCAGAAGGCCCUCGGCGCUGGACCUCAGCAUUCAGGCAGAACGAUGGGGGUGGAGACGCUCCUUCAGGUAUACUUAACCAGGGCUUGCUAACUAGUUCUUAAGGCCUUGUUAACAAAGAACUGUCAUUAGUGUUAAUCGUAGCUAACUAUUGGUUCCAGUCAGUGUUAGAAACUAGCCAGGCGCCAGGUGCGUUUUGCGAGUGGUGCGGGUCCAGUUGCGACCAUGUGGAGAUCUCUGGAUGCCAGCUUAGUCAACCUGACGGCUCCAUCCGGCUGGUCCCUCCAGCUUUCUUAAGCAGGUUAUUUAUUGCAUUUAUAUAUGGUUCACCCUACCCCUACAGCAACCCUGUGAGGUAGGUUACGAGGCAGUGACUGACCCAAGGUCACCCAGUGAGCUUCAUGACUGAGUGAGGACUUGAACCCUGAUCUCCCAGGUCCUAGUCUGACAUUCUAACCCAUGGGUAGGCAAACUAAGGCCCAGGGGCUGGAUCCGGCCCAAUCGCCUUCUAAAUCUGGCCCACAGACGGUCCGGGAAUCAGCGUGUUUUACAUGAGUAGAAUGUGUCCUUUUAUUUAAAAUGCAUCUCUGUGGGGCAUAGGAAUUCGUUCGUAUACAUUUUUUCAAAAUCUAGUCUGGCCCCCCACAAAGUCUGAGGGACAGUGCACUGGCCCCCUGCUGAAAAGGUUUGCUGACCCCUGCUCUAACCCAUGGGUAGGCAAACUAAGGCCCGGGGCCCGGAUCCAGACCAAUCGCCUUCUAAAUCUGGCCUGCCGACAGUCCAGGAAUCAGCGUGUUUUUACAUGAGUAGAAUGUGUGCUUUUAUUUAAAAUGCAUCUCUGGGUUAUUUGUGGGGCAAAGGAGUUGGUUCACCCCCCCCAAAAAAUAUAUAUAGUCCAGCCCCCCACAAGGUCUGAGGGACAGUGGACCAGCCUCCUGCUGAAAAGGUUUGUUGACCCCUGCUAACCACUACACCACCCUGGCUUCCUAGCGUACUUCUGCUAUGGGGCAGCUGUAUAAAUUAUGUAGGUAAAUAAAUAUGGAGAAGGCAAAAUGUCACUUAGAGAAAGAUCUGAAGUAUUUUCCUUGAAGCUUGAAUUCGCUUUAUUCUGGAUUGUUUUAUUUGAUGUUUCAAUGUGAUAUAAACCGCUUUGGGGUGUUCUCUUUAAAAUAUAAAGUGGUAUAAGCAAUCCCUGGAAUUGGUUCACCACCUUGCCUAGAAGGGAAUUUUGGGGGCUGGCUUGCAAUCUUCCAGCACCAUGCAAUUUAGAGAGGGCUCUUUCACUGAAGAUCUUAACAAUGGCUUCCUUCAGACUCCUUGGUACAAUGUAUUACGUCGAGGAAACAUUUUGCGCUUUUUCAGCCCUCUUGGCCAAGUCUCUUCCGGCUGCUUUGAGCAAGUCAGUGAGGUCAAAUGUCAAAUGCCCAGCUGGGUGACCUCAGCCAUCCAUGGGGUCUGUCCACACCCUUGGGCCGUAGGAAUUUUACGCAGUCUAUUUCUGGUUAUCAGUCCUAGUUUGAGGCUAAAUCUUGUUGAGAGUUAAUGAAACAAUUAAGGAAAUUGUAAUUGCUCUGCAUCUGUUGAGUCGUAAAGGAUUUGUUCUACGCCAGAGGUCAGCAACCUUUUUCAGCCGUGGGCCGGUCCAUCGUCGCUCAGAGCGUGUGGUGGGCCGGACUAUAUUUUUUGGGGGGAAAUGAACGAAUUCCUAUGCCCCCAAAAUAACUCAGAGAUGCAUUUUAAAUAAAAUCACACAUUCUAUUCAUGUAAAAACACCAGGCAGGCCCCCAAAAUAACCCAGAGAUACAUUUUAAAUAAAAGGACAUGUUCUACUCAUGUAAAAACACGCUGACCAUCUGCGGGCCAGAUUGAGAAGGUGAUUGGGCCACAUCUGGCCCACGGGCCUUAGGUUGCCUACCCCUGCUCUACGUGGAACUGGGCUUUGUGGAACCAGAAGCCAAUGCUAUACUGCAAGCUUACUCCAAACUCUUUGCUAUGCGAGUUCAGCUGAACAAUUCAGUAAUGCUUCGGUCUUUAAACUCCUUUUGUUUCUCUGUAAGGCUGUCAUCAACACUCCUUCUGGCUUACUAUUUUUGUAAUUGUGAAUCUUGACCGUGGUUCCUGCUGUGGGAAAAUAACCUUUGCAUCCAUGCUAGGACAUUCUUAACAUGGCUGAAAGCAAAGUUUAUGCAAGUCUGUCUGGUUGUUGUUAUAUUCCGGAAAUGCCUGGCAAAUGAGCUGAUUGGUUGAUAGACUCAAAAAAAUGUCUCAAUUAUGGGUUCAUGUGUUUUGAAUUUGUGAAGUAAAGUCAUUAAUGGGGGUCUACACUUGCAGCUAAACUUCUUGUAGCUAGAAUAGUGGAGAACUCCUUAAUACAGACCUUUUUUUGAAGCAUGGUUGUCAUGGGAGGGAAAUACUGUUAAAAAAAUAAAAAAUUAAAUUAAUGGAGAUCAUGAGGCAAAGGAUGAGGCAUUUGAUUAUUCCACAAACUUCACUCAAAUGUUCUAGGAGAAUAGUUUCUGUGAAUUGGUAACUAAAUGCAAUGGACUGCAUUUAUGUCAAAAGGUACGAUCUGUUGCUUUUGCCCCAAUAAGUAUUGUUACUGGUAGUUAACUGUACCCAAGAUUAUUUGCUGCAGAAAGAAAACAAUAUGUAAAAAUCAUUAUUUCUGUGAGGAAAUAUUGUGGCAUUCAUUCUGGGCCAGCUGGGAUUCUUGCUUAGUCUUGCACCCUAAUACUUGUGGGGUAUUGCGCAAAAGCCCCCUAAGCAGCACUUGUGGUUUUAAAACCAGAGGAAAGGAACGCAUUAGCCACAGAAUGUGGCUUCUCUUCCACCUUAAAACAGUCAGUUAAAAUACCUGUGGGUUACCUUACCUGCAGAGUGCACUUAAACAUGUGCUUUUCCCCAUUCAUAGUGGCUUCAUUAUAGGAUGUAAUUGCAUUUGCUGAUUUUGCAAAAGCCCGUCAUGGGAAGGCUGCACACUGGAGGGUAGGAAGAUUUAUUUGUGGCAUUAGUGGUUAAUAGCGUGUUCUUCUUCAGAGACAAUUAAUCUCUGCAAGUAUCUGUAUAGUUGAGUUAGCAGUUUCCCCCCCCACAGCUAGGCUACUUCUGUGAGGAAGUUCCUUCAUUCACAGAGCUCAUGUUGGCUUGCUGCAAAAUCUAGGCGUUUGCAUCACUAGCUGUGACACAUGUAUUAGUGUUGCAUAGAACUUUGUGGGCCAAUCCUUGUUUGUGAUGGAGAUUGUCGAGUGUUGUAAGCCUCCUGUGGGAUUCACAAAUUCUGGCUGGCCUUGGUAGCCGGCGAUUUUCUGCUAGGCAGUGGUGAAAUCCAGUUCCGCCAUGAUUCUCUGACAAAGGCAAGGCUGCAGUUAUUAUCGAGUUAUGCAUGUGCUUUGAUUUGUAGAACAACAACUAAAGGUUUAUUAAGUCAUCUGUUGUGUGUGUCCCCUGCCCACAAUUUUCAGGUGUGGCAUUUGAGAACUGCUGCUUCUGUCAGCUUCCUCCAUCUCCUGUUUUUAUAAAUUUGUCCUGAUGAUCCAAACAAUGAUACACAUUAAGGUAUUCCUGAGCUCACCUCCUUUGCUCCUGCCAGAGAGGAGGGAAGUAAAAUUGGCCCAGAGCUGGGAAAGGUAGAUGCUUCACCAUCUAUGGCGAGUGAGUGCAUUUGUUGAUUCCUGACAGUUUAUUUUAAAAAGAUGCUACUUUUUUCCAGAUCUUAACUUUAGGGCGCAAAGUGCGCAGAGCUAAUUUAGAUGUUGUGAAAAUAUUCAUCUUGAACUUGCUCAUUUUCAACUUCCAGAGUCUGGGAGGAAGGUGUCCUUUCUUGGAAAAUGUGCAGAAACUAGCAGUUCUUCAGAGAUAAGCUGUAGAUAACAAGUUGCAGAUUACAUUGUGGCAGCUGUUUGCCACCAACCUGCAAACGUUUCCCGUUCCUUAAGCUACAAAUGCUAAAAUGAAUAUAGAGAUAGUUUGUUUCAGUGUUGUGACUUCAAGAAUAACAAGAAUGAAACUUAUUUAGGCAUAAUAUCCGACCAAGCUGAAAACAUUGCUCUGAGAAAUGAGCCUUCAAGACCUUCCAAAAACCUUGCAAUGUAGUCACUCAUCAGAGGUGUACGGGAAGUGUGCUUCAAAGCUGUGAGGCCACCAUGCCAAAGUUCCUGUCCCUCCUGAACAGCAACAUUACAUCUCUGUGACACAGUGGGUCAGUGUGUUUUGCUGUUAACCAGAAGGUUGGUAGUUCGGGCCUGCCCAGGGACAACUGUGGGCAUGAUUCCUACAUUGCAGGGGUUGGACUUGAUGACCCUUGAGGUCCCUUCCAACUCUACAAUUCAACAACAACAACAACAACAACAAUUUAUUAUUUAUACCCUGCCCAUCUGGCUGGGUUUCCCCAGGCACUUUGGGCGGCUCCCAACAAAAUAUUAAAAAUACAAUAAAACAGCAGACAUUAAAAACUUCCCUAAACAGGGAUGCCUUCAGAUGUCUUCUAUAAGUCAGAUAGUUGUUUGUUUCCUUGAUAUCUGGUGGCAGGGCGUUCCACAGGGCGGGCACCACUACCAACAAGGCCCUCUGCCUGGUUCUCUGUAACCUCCCUUCUCACAAGGAGGGAACCACCAGAAGGCCCUCAGAGCUGGACCUCAGUGUCCAGGCAGAACAAUAUGGGUGGAGACUCUCCUUCAGGUAUAGUGGGCCGAGGUCGUUUAGGGCUUUAAAGGUCAGCAGCACCGACACUUUGAAUUGCGCUUGGAAACAUACCUGGAGCCAAUGUAGGUCUUUCAGGACCGGUGUUAUGUUGUCUUGGCAUCCACUCCCAGUUACCAAUCUAGCUGCCGCAUUCUGGAUUAAUUGUAGUUUCCGGGUCACCUUCAAAGGUAGUCCCGCAUAGAGCACAUUUAGCACAUUUCAAUAGUCUCUGAAGAGGGAGAUAACCAGAGCGUGCACCACUCUGGCGAGACAGUCCAUGGGCUGGUAGGGUCUCAGCCUGCGUAGCAGAUGGAGCUGAUAGACAGCUGCCCUGGACACAGAAUUGACCUGCGCCUCCCUAGGAAGUGGGCAUACUUAGGAGGGUCUCCGAGGCAGAUCUCAAUGUGGGGGCCUGGUGGGACCAGGUGCAGGCAAUCCAGCAAAUCUUACUGACUUCCUAUUCCAGAAAUUGACUUUCUGUUUCAGAAAAAAAAUGCUUUCUGGGAUAAGUGAGCUGCAGCUGCUGGCAAUCCUGCUGGUCUGCUGCGCUUUAAAAGUUGCAUACCAGGUACCGUAUUUUUCGCUCCAUAGGGCGCACCGGACCAUAGUUUUUAGGGGGGGAAAUAAAGAAAAAAAAAUUAUUCCCCCCCCCAGCCCCAAAGAGCAAAGAAGCCAAGACAGCGAGCGCAAUCCCCUGACCCCAGCCCCCAAAACAGGUCCAGGAGCGGCGGCAAGAUUGCGCGCAACCUUGCCGCCGCUCCCGGAGUUUGCGGGGCUGGGGACGGGGGAAGCCCGAGCUUCCCCCAGCCCCAGAACAGGCUGCUAUCCGCAAGCCUUUGGAGCCCGACGGGAACUCCCGCCGCGCUCAGAAGGCUUGCGGAUAGCUGCCUGAAGCCUGGAGAGCGAGAGGGGUCGGUGCUCACCAACCCCUCUCACUCUCCAGGCUUCAGCGAAAGCCUGCAUUUGCUCCAUAGGACGCACACACAUUUCUCCUUCAUUUUUGGAGGGGAAAAAGUGCGUCCUAUAGAGCGAAAAAUAUGGUAACGUCAGAAAAACCUGCAAGUUACAUGAAGUGCUGAUCUAGUGUGGGGCAGUGAAGAGAAUUAAAAGCCCCAUUCCCCAACAUCUCUUCUCCAAUCAAAUUAAUACACACCCACCCCACAGUGCCACUUUGCAUUAAGGAAAAAGACAUGGGGUUCAGCCACAGGCCUCGCUUUUCGCGUGUGGUUUGGCUCUUGGAUUCUCAGUCUGGCUCCUCUGCAGGUUUUUCCUCCUUCAUCUUAAGCGCUGAAUAGAUUGAGGCUGUCUGGAGACACUGCAGCUGUUCUCUCGCUUCACUGUCCGUUUGCUUCUCAGGGCCAGAUCUUCUCUCUUGUCCUGAUGAAUAGGCUGCAGUAAAUUUUGAUGGGUGAUUCCAGAGUUGUCUGUCUGCCUGCCUGCCUGCCUGCUACAAAGUGGUUCAGUUCAACUCUGCUCUGCCAACAGUGUAAAUCUUUGUUCUCUGGGCUAGCAGUCUUGGCAGGAUGCAGGAGAAACUGAUGGAGACACUUGAAAGAGCUAGGCAUCCAUUGAGGACAAUUUCCUUGUAAGGAUCUGAUGGGAAUAAGCCCCGCGCCCCCUCUCACACACACACGCACACACACACGGCUUAGUUUCAGCUUCUGAGUGGGGAGUGAUAUAACCCAGUAUUUUUGACAGUCUAGGUAAGGUUGUUGACAGUCACAUAAUAAAUCUAAGUGACAGAUGGGCCGUAAAAAUGCCAGUGGGGGGGGGGGAGAGAAUGUAAUUAAACCACUAUGUGGGGAGAUGCUUUGCUUUUUGACACAAUAAUUAAUCUGUUUUUACAUUAACAGUAUCGGAAUGUCACCUUGAGCUAAUGGUUUGCCAGUGGAGAAGAGGCAUCAAAGUGCAGGGCUAGGGCAGAAAUUCUGUUUUUUUGUUUUGUUUUCAGUUUCCCUGCCUUCCACUUCCUUUGUGUUGCAAUUUCUGUGUGCUGCUGUGGGGGGUCCCCAGUUAGGAACUAUUUAAUGUUCCUUGUUGGGUAAAGCUAGGAAGUAUUUACUAGCACACCAUUCCUAAAGGCUAUCAAAACUGGAAAGGGUGAGAAUUAUUAGCAGGCAUCUGCCUUUAUUAAGCAUUGAGUCCUGUAAUGUUGCAGAUCACUAUGUGGCCCAAAUUCUGCUGAUGGGUUUGAAGUUGGAGCAUUGCAUUGCCAGAUCAUGGAUGCGCUAGGGAACGCUGUGUAAAUUCCUGCUAGUAGUUUGAGUUGACAGUGGAAAAAUAUAGAUACAUUCUGAUUUAGCUGUUUUUGAACCUGUAAUCCCUGUAAAAUGGGCACACGAGUAACACUGUUAAAAAUAUCUAUAUUGUGUUGCGCAUGUGACAGUGUGGCUCCCACACUGACUGUCUGGACCAGGGGUCAGCAAACUUUUUCAGCAGGCGGCUGGUCCUGUCCCUCAGACCUUGUUGGGGGCUGGACUAUAUUUUUUGGGGGGGAAAUGAAUGAAUUCCUAUGCCCCACAAAUAACCCAGAGAUGCAUUUUAAAUACAGUGGUGCCUUGCAAGACUAAAUUAAUUCGUUCCGCGAGUUUUUUCAUCUAGCGAAUUUUUCGUCUUGCGAAGCACGAAAUCCCAUAGGAAUGCAUUGAAAUUCAAUUAAUGCGUUCCUAUGGUCAAAAAAGUCCAAACAAAGCCAAAUUUGGUACAACAAGAGUUUAUUAAGUGCUCUUUAAAGUCACACAUACUGUAAAGAGCAUUUCAAAAAUUGAAGGAACAAUAAAUUAAGUUUCUAAACAUGACAGAAAAACAUUUAAAAAUCAACAAAGUGUACAGUACAUUUUCUAAGACUCUGGGGACAACUCGAAGAAGGUUCCUCUUCCACUCUUUGCUUCUUGCUGAAGAACCCCCUCCUCAACUGUUCCCCCAGCCGCCCACCACACAGAAAUUCAAAUCCAGAAAUUUUUUUAAAAAACAGCAGAGUGGCCCAAUGGUCACAGAAAAUCAUAAAAAUGCAGAAAAAAACACACAAGCUUCCAGAUUCUUGCAAACCCCUCUCCAACACCACCAAAGUCUUCAAAAACCUCAAAAAAGGCUACCACACCGCGUGCUAUGAGUUGCUCCUCGAAGUCAAGUCGCAACUGUAUUAACGGUGUUAAGAAAAAGGAAACAAACUUGCAAGACGUUUUCGUCUUGCGAAGCAAGCCCAUAGAGAAAUUCGUCUUGCGAAGCAGCUCAAAAAACGCAAAACCCUUUCGUCUAGCGAGUUUUUCGUCUUGCGAGGCAUUCGUCUUGCGGGGCACCACUGUAAAAGCACACAUUCUACUCAUGUAAAAACACGCUGAUUCCCAGACCGUCUGUGAGCCGGAUUUAGAAGGCGAUUGGGCCGGAUCUGGCCCCCAGGCCUUAGUUUGCCUACCCAUGGUCUGGACUGUGGUUGCUAGGAGUUUUUGGUUGCUUAAUGAAUAAAACAGUCCGUGAUCCUGCUUCUUUGCAGGAAGGUAAAGUUGGCAGGUGGUUUAGGUCAAAGCUUCAAACACACACACACACACACACACACACACACACACAGAGCUGUGAACUGGCAAGAGAUACUAGGCAGUGACACUGGUUUCCCAGAAAAUUGUGAUUUAGAAAAUUGGAGGGGGGGAUUCUUAAUACCCUAAAUCAACAUGGUUAUUUGAGUUGUAUUCAGUAUAAUAUAAUUGAAAACUACACAUCAUCAUAAUUUGUUGUUGUUGUUUAUAAAAUUUAAAUACCGUCCUUCAUCCAAGAUCACAGAGGGGGUUACAACGUGGGUAGGCAAACUAUGGCCUGGGGGCCAGAUCCGGCCCAAUCGCCUUCUAAAUCCGGCUCGCAGAUGUUCUGGGAAUCAGGUCGUUUUUACAUGAGUAGAAUGUGUCCUUUUAUUUAAAAUGCAUCUCUGGGUUAUUUGUGGCGCAUAGAAAUUCGUUCAUUUUUCUCUCGAAAAUAUACUCCGGCCCCCCACAAGGUCUGAGGGACAGUGGACCAGCCCCCUGCUGAAAAAGUUUGCUGAGCCCUGGUUACAAUAUAAAACACAAAUCAUACAUACCAUACCAUACUAUCCAACCAAAAAAAUGCCCCUCGUAGAUGGUUUAAUUAGCCAAAGGCCUGGCUGAUUUAAUUGUACAUGCUAUAAAAAUAUUUCCCCCCCCCUAGUAGCUAAGUUGAGUUGAGUUGAAAUAUUUGAUUUCAGGAUAAAGGUCAGUAGAGCACAUUUAAUGUUGUUAUAGUUAAACAGACCCAAAGCUUAUUUUUAGUGGACUAUUUGUAAAUAUUUUAAGGCAGACUUCAGUAGCACCCAGUUCCUUAACUUGGAAGACACAUAGAAGAAAUAACAUUCAUGCCACUUUCAUGUCAAUUGAACUGCCUUGGAAUCCUGAGAAACACAUUUUUAUUUUAUUUUUUUGGUAAGCGUUCUGCACAUUUGCUUACAGAUAGCGCUUAGGGAGAUAGAAAUGGCUGUUAAACUGGGUUAAGUCUGUGGUGUGGACUGCUGGACUGAAGCUUUCUUCCCUCUCCUGCCCCCAUGCCGAGAAGAAACCCUGCAGAUUUUUGUUUUGCCUGAGAAAUAUACUAAAGAGUAUAUUUAUAGAAAGGGACGUGGGUGGCGCUGGGGGUAAAACCUCAGUGCCUAGGACUUGCUGAUCGUAAGGUCGGCGGUUCGAAUCUCCGCAGCUGGGUGAGCUCCCGUCGUUCGGUCCCAGCUCCUGCCCACCUAGCAUUUCGAAAGCACCCUUAAGUGCAAGUAGAUAAAUAGGUACCGCUUUAUAGCGGGAAGGUAAACGGCGUUUCCGUGUGCGGUGCUAGUGCUGGCUCGCCAGCUGCAGCUUCGUCACGCUGGCCACGUGACCCGGAAGUGUCUUUGGACAGCGCCGGCUCCCGGCCUCUUAAGCGAGAUGAGCGCGCAACCCUAGAGUCGGUCACGACUGGCCCGUACGGGCAGGGGUACCUUUACCUUUACCUAUAUUUAUAGAAAGACAUGUGGGGAUGUGUAUUUGUUGUUUCUGGUGCGAUUAUUGAUAAAACCUGCCAACAGAUCAUUGAGGAAGUGAUAGAGCUUUAAGUCCGUAGCGUAAGAUCAGUUCCAUACAGUUAUUCCAAAAGCGGUUACAGUGUGGUGCUGAUAACGCCAAGGUUGCAGGUUCGAUCCCUGCAUGGGUCGUUUGCAUAUUCCUGCAUUGCAGCGGGUUGGACUAGAUGACCCUCGGGGUCCCUUCCAACUGUACGAUUCCAUGAUUCUCUCUCUCCCACCUGCCUAUGCCCAGUAGCAUCGUCAUAGCUCUUAGAUGCAGCAGAUGAACCUAUAACGCAGGUCUAGUCAUGCCUUCUGGAAGUAACUCCCACUGAGUUCUGUGGAACUUAAGGUAAAGGGACCCCUGACCAUUAGGCCCAGUCGUGACCGACUCUGGGGUUGCGGCACUCAUCUCGCUUUAUUGGCUGAGGGAGCCGGCGUACAGCUUUCGGGUCAUGUGGCCAGCAUGACAAAGCCGCUUCUGGUGAACCAGAGCAGCGCACGGAAAUGCCGUUUACCUUCCUGCUGGAGCGGUACCUAUUUAUCUACUUGCACUUUGAUGUGCUUUUGAACUGCUAGGUUGGCAGGAGCAGGGACCGAGCAACGGGAGCUCACCCCGUCCCGGGGAUUCGAACCGCCGACCUUCUGAUCGGCAAGUCCUAGGCUGUGUGGCUUAACCCACAGCACCACCCGCAUCCCUUCUGUGGAACUUACUCCCAGUUAAAUGUGUUUUAGGAUUUCAGCCAAGUUUCUUAACAAAUGGCAGUUUCAUGGUUCACAUCCUCGACCCUUUCACGAGUGUCCUCCUCCUCCCAUAUUUUUUCCUGAUACUGACAACACACUUAGGCAGUUGGUUGCCCUGAGGCACUGUGUGAGUGACUCCCAUCAGUUGAUAGGAAAACCAGCCACUUGCUCUGUGUUGUUUGCCUGACACCAUCUUUUCCUUUCCUCAGCAAAGGUAGCGAAGGCAGUUUCAUAUAAUUUAGAAUCAGCAGGAGCCAGGGGACCUAGAAACAUGAAGCUUCAGGGGAGAAAUGACAAAAUCUGUAGCGAAUUUUGCAUGUUCUGUAAAUUUGUAUCUGUGUAGCUAAAGGCCUGUUCUUUAUUGGGCCAGUGUGAGCUGUUCACUCAUUUUGUUAGAUUGUGAUGUAGCCCACAGUAGUAGUCUCUGGCUCCUUGUAUUCUGAAAUGGAAAACAUGUGUUGUCUGCCCCUCCCCCUGAUUUUACAUACUUUCAUAUUCAUAUUCUGAAUUUUGGUGGUUUAUAGUCUCACCAUGAUCAUUAAAAAGCUCUCUGUAAUACAUUACAAUUGGUUCUCUCUGACCAAUUCUUGUUUAUCAUGUGGAUAUUAAGCAGGUUGGUUAUUUUGGGGGGGGGAGGGGUUGUGUAAUUUUGCAUGCUUAUCAUUUAAAGGCAGUUGUAAAAACAGCCAGCCAAACACAAAAACAUUAUCAAGCCUGCAAACCAAAUAUUUACUCAUGUUCGUUCUGAUUUUAAGACGCAGCAUUGACAAGCUGGUGGUAAACAAAUGAUUUAUAGAGUGUGUUAUCAUUGGGGCUCCCCAGCUGUCUUCAGAAUUAAAGAACAGAUUAAACAGAUUAAAUAAUAGAUAAAUAUCUGAUGCUGAUCCUAGCUAAAUAACAAGUCAAUUAAACAUGGAUUCAUCUUUCAUCUGCUGGUAACAGCCCAAAGGGUAGGAGCUAUAAUGUUCUAUGCGUGUUUGUAUAGAAUAAGGUAGUUCAGGAGAACCCCAGCAGAAAAUUAAAACCUAGAAUUGAGUGUAUUGGUGGUCAGAGGCCACAUAAAUGCGCUGAGGAUAAAUAAUAGCAAUUUAAAUUUAGUUGUAGUUAAGGUUUCAGAGUGUUAAAGGUAAAGGGACCCCAGGCCAUUAGGUCUGGGGUUGCGGCGCUCAUCUCGCUUUAUUGGCUGAGGGAGCUGGCGUACAACUUCCGGGUCAUGUGGCCAGCAUGACAAAGCAGCUUCUGGCGAACCAGAGCAGCGCAUGGACACGCCUUUUACCUUCCCGCUGGAGUGGUACCUAUUUAUCUACUUGCACUUUUACGUGCUUUCGAACUGCUAGGUUAGCAGGAGCAGGGACCGAGCAAAGGGAGCUCACCCCGUCGCGGGGAUUCGAACCGCCGACCUUCUGAUUGGCAAGUCCUAGGCUCUGUGGUUUAACCCACAGCACCACUCGCGUCCCGUUAAGUGCCUAUUUAUUUUUACAUACCCCCAGUGCAGCAUCGUUUGUACAAAGUUUGUAGCAGCAAAUGCUGCAGUAAGGAAACACCUCUCACGAAUUGCCCCUCAGUUGAGGACAGAAGAUGGUAUUCUUUUUGGCUUGGCCACAUGCCUGGAAACUGAACAAGUCACACAUCUGCACCAAGCUGUCACGGACAUUUCUCUAUAAGGUUUCUGUCUAUAUUUAUCUUGAAAUGCAAAAUAAUAAUAUAAUAAUAGUAAUGACCUGGCCAUUCUAUUCAGUUAAAUGGUGGUGUGUUAUAAAGAUGCAUCUAUUCCAGGGGUCAGCAACCUUUUUCAGCUGUGGGCUGGUCCACCAUCCCUCAGACCAUGUGGGGGUACCGGACUAUAUUUUUUGGGGGGGAAAUGAACGAAUUCCUAUGCCCCACAAAGAACCCAGAGAUGCAUUUUAAAUAAAAGCACACAUUCUACUCAUGUAAAAACACCAGGCAGGCCCCACAAAGAACCCAGAGAUGCAUUUUAAAUAAAAGGGCACAUUCUACUCUUGUAAAAACACACUGAUUCCUGGACCAUCCGCGGGCCGGAUUGAGAAGGCGAUUGGGCCGCAUCCGGCCCCCGGGCCUUAGGUUUCCUACCCUUAAUCUAUUCGAUAGAAUUAUUGGAAGGCUUUACUGGGAGGAAUCCUCGCCCCCACCCCAAUCAAUUUAGCAGUUGGCAGCAGAUUGGGGGGGGGGGUCAGAUUACAUAGAUAAUAAUGUGAUCACUGCUGAAAAACAACAACCCAAACAGCUCUGCUUUGUACAUUAUUACACUUGGCGUAGUAUUUGCAUGUCUGAAAUGUCAAGUGUGACUGAGCAAAUCUGGAAAAGGGUAAUCAUCAUAGGCUGUUGUUCUGUUCCCGUGGCUCUCCCUGCCUCCCGCUGUUUGAUUGUCAGAAGGGCAGCAGCGCUGAAAACCUAUUCGAGACGAAUUGAAAAUUAGAACGUUAGACUUUUCAUUUUCCUGUCUUCAACUGACCUCGCCAUGGAUAUUAUUUUUCUUCCCCUUGGGAAAGGAGAAAGGGCUGGUCAUAAAAAAACAAUGGGAACAUCUGGGAAUUUGAGAAAGCUCCGAUUAGGCAAAAGUUUAUUCUCGCCUCCUCCAAAUGCAAAGGAGCAGGAAAGAGAGCAGUUCUUGUCUUGAUGCUCAGCUUAAAUGAGUUGAUGAAGCCCUCUGGAAUUGUUUUCCUCCAUGUCCUCAACAGUCCACAAGUCCCAGAAUAACUAGGACUUCGACAUUGGAACGGACUCCCACGAGAGGUAGCGGAUUCCCCUUCCUUGGAGGUUUCUAAGCCGAGGUGGUAUGACCAACUGGACUAGUUCAGAUUCCUGCACUGCAGGGGGUGGGACUCAGAAGAAAAACUGCUCCCUUUCCAUUAUGCGGUAUUCCAGAGCCCAUACAGAGUCCUUAAGUGGGUUCCCUAUCAGUAGGAGAAAAUAACAGAGGCCAACCAGAGUAUAUUGAGAAGCAAAGUGGCUAGUAAGCCUGAUCUUUAUUCAAGGAACUGUUGCAACAGGGUCCCCACUCGCCAUGCGCAGGAGGGAGGAGAACCCUGAACAAUGGUGCACAGGCCCUUAUACUGUAUAGACUUUUGAAAUUGCCCACCCUGUAGCCCAAGACCACCCCCAAAAAACUUCAUACAUACAUCACAGAGGGAGGUGGUCUACAGCAGAAAUGACUGAUUGCAUUACCUGGGAAGUCUGGCCAUUCUUAUGUGAUGGUUAAUACUUUAGUUCCUGAAUCCAGGUCACAGGCUCACCCUAGUCAUACACAAAUGCGCCCUUAAGACAGGAUUUGUAAGCAAAAAGACAAUGGGAAGGAUUUCCCCAUUUGCCUCCCUUACUGCAGAGAGAGGAAUAUUUGAGGUCACUGGGAGAGUCAAAAUGGCAUCAGGAUUGCUCUCCCGUACUAUUUCAGACACAUGGUUCAUAUAUUUAGAUAUGUGUGCAUUUAUGAAUAUUUAUUCUAUAUUUGAGAGCUUAAAAUUCUUAUAACAGACUAGAUGACCCCCGGGGUCCUUCCCAGCUCUGAGAUGUUGUGAUUCUACGAUUCUAUGUAGAACUACUUUGCAGAGUUCUUUUAUGUGGGGAGGGGCCCUGUCAGACCAGAGUCCCUCCCUGCAUGGACGAACUUUAUCAUAAAUUGCUAUCCAUGGAAAACCCUUUCCCACGCUGUCCAAAAUGGGGAAGCAUUUCUGCCAUGCAAGCCUGCAGAGAGAGAGAGAGACAGAGAGAGACAGAGAGAGAGACACAGAGAGAGAGAAAUGUUCAUGUUAGCCCGUGUGUCCUUCUGUAUUCUUACCUUUUGUUUCAACAUGUUCUGGGAUCCAUACUGUGCAAGAAGAGAAUGUCUAGAUGUAUUUAUAUAAUAACCUGCAGAAAAUGGGGGUGGGGAGGUGUUGUGUUGGUAGAGCUGUAAAUAGUAAUUUCAGUGCAUCAGCGCUCCUAAAAUACACCUCUCUUCCUUUUGUGGGCUGGAAGUAUUUUGCUUGGCUUGCAGAGAUUUCAUAGUACUGUUUCCUUGUAGCUUGCGGCACUAACUGGAAGUACUUGCUUCUCUGAGUGAGGAAUGCCAGCUUCCUCAACUCCCUUUUAAAACUAGCCUGUGGCUUAGUUGCCUAGUCCUUAUCCCCAGCCAAAAAUGAACCUAAGUAUGAAACUGUUGCAUUUGCUCAUAUUCACCGCUUCUUCCCUUUCCUUGGUUGUGUGCUCCCAUAUUGAAAUUUCGACUGUAAGCUGCUUUGACCACCAGGAACCUGAAUUCUUGUUUAUGUUGCAGUGGCUUGGGUUCAAGUAAGCUGGUGUGCUAGCAGAAGUUAGUGCAAGGGCUCCCACUAGUGCAGUGGUGUUUUCUCCCCUCUGUUCCCCAAAUCUGCUCUCAAGGGUCAGGAGAACCCCCCAGAGCAGUGCAGGGGGCAGGCGCAAUGGGAUUUGCUUGCUCUGGCAAAGCAAUCAGAGGGUGCAAUGUUGAAUUCCUCCCUUUGCUCACAAAAAAGGUAAAGGUACCCCUGACCAUUAGGUCUAGUUGCGGACGACUCUGGGGUUGCGGGCUCAUCUCGCUCUAUAUGCCAAGGGAGCCAGCGUACAGCUUCCGGGUCAGGUGGCCAGCAUGACUAAGCCGCUUCUGGCGAACCAGAGCAGCGCACGGAAACGCCGUUUACCUUCCUGCCGGAAUGGUACCUAUUUAUCUACUUGCACUUUGACGUGCUUUUGCACUGCUAGGUGGGCAGGAGCAGAGACUGAGCAACAGGAGCUCACCCUGUUGCGGGGAUUUUAACCGCUGACCUUCUGAUCAGCAAGCCCGGCUCUGUGGUUUAGACCACAGCGCCACCUGCGUCCCCAUAGCUCUGUGUAAAUAACAGGAAGUGGGUUUUUAUGAGGAACAUGAAGGAGGAAAAAGAACUCCUUGCCCCCUGACUCUCCCGCCUAGUGGCUGAAGAAACCCUUGAGUUUCAUAUCAUUGGGAGCUUCAGGGAUGACUUUUGAGUCACCAGUUAUGAUGCAAGAUACCAAGUAUUGGCUUCCUUGUAUUUGUUGUGGUCAUUGGGCCAGGGAGUGCACGGUUUCUCCUUGGCACUGUGUGCAGUAAGGCACUAGGGCUGGGUGAUACAUCGAUAUAAGUUCCGAAAGCAGUUCAAAGUCCAUAUUGUGAUGUCUGUUUCAUAAUUUUUGACCUGGCAAUAUAUCAUGAAUCAUGGUGUGAUUCUUGCAUCGCAUGCGCACGCAGAAAAAAAUGUGAAACCAGCCAGUGCCUCCAUCCUUAUUUCAGACGUCGUGAUAUAUCAGUAUAUUGUGAUGUUUAGCUGGUGACGUAUUGUGAUGUUGUAAACCAGAUACCAUCCAGUUCUAUAAGGCACAUUCACGUAUUAAAUGUUACUGGUGAAGGAAGGAAUCUGAGACACGGCAAUGGUGGAUUUUGCUUGAUUGGACAGCUAGUAGCUAGCAAAUGGCUUGCACAAUUCCUUCAGAAGCAGAUUGAAAUGGGGAAAUCCAUCGAGUAAGUGAGCGAUUGAAAUGUCAGAAAUCUACAAGGUACACUACAGUGACAAGCUUGUCUCCAGAUUUUUCCAAUUAUCCCUACCCCCAGGCAUCAGUCUAGGAGGCAGCUUCUGUUUCGUACUUACAUAACAUAUUCUCUCAUGAAUUAUUAUUAUUAUUUAUUGUGAUAUAAUGUUGGUGCAGUAAAUAUUUAAGAGCUUGUUCCCAGCAUAAAAAUCCAGAAGGCGUACAGCCCAGUUUUCCACAACAAUAUUUAAACAAAGCUGAUAAUUUCAUCUUGUGGAGUUUGUUUGUUAGUGAACCAGUCAAGAAGGGUCUCAAGUCUUUUGCUAGGGAACGGAGUGUGCUUGCCAUUGGUGCAUUUAUUUUGUACGUGGACCUUUUAAGUGAUUUAGCAUCACAAAGAGCAAUUCAGUGGCGUUUUAACGCUUUUCAGAGUUGCAUGUUGAAAUACAGCGCUUCCAAGUGCCCAAAUCGUUUCACUUACAUGCCCCUGUGACGAGCCUUACAGCAAGCAUGUUAAGGCAGGCCAGUCGUAAUAUUUAUAUUGUAGAUGUGGGGUUGAGGCUGAGAGUGGCCUGCCCAAAGCCAUCCAGUGAGCUCUGGGUUCAGAUUUUACCCAUGGGCUUCCUGUUCCAGAACCCCUCUGCUGCAGCAUCUCUCUGCCCAAGCCCACAAGCAUGCACUAGGGAGGAAUUGGUUGAGCAGCGAAUAUGCUUCAUUCCAUUCUUGUAAUGUGACCAUGUUAGAUGGGAACCCUUCAGAUUUGUGACCGUGCUAGUGUGCUGUCACUUUAGUCUGCUUCAUUCCAAUGCCUUGGGUAUCCUUCUCCUCUUCAGAGGAGUGUUCGAAAUUAGCCAGGUGCCAGGAGCUUUUUGAACCUGGCUACUUGCAACCAAGUGAAAAUGCCUGGAUGCUAGGUGACAUCACCAUCUGGAGGUGCAUGCCUGGGAAUCAUUGGGUUGUGACUGUUUUCGCACCCUAAUGCCACAUUCUGUAGAAUUCUAUCUGUUAUAUUUUACCUGCAUAAUCGGUAUGAAUUUCAGGAACUAAAAUGCUUUUUCUGGGCAGCCUGAGCAGGAACAGUGAACAACAUUAUAGUUAAUUGUUGCAGCUUGCCUUCUCUGCACCCCUCUGCCCUGCUCAUGGUUGUGAGGAAUAUUCUUACCUUAUGAAUGGUCCGUGUCACCAUUAAGAAAAAGAGACUGGAACAGGCCAAUAUAUAUGUGGACUGUCCCUGGAUCAAGUGACUUUUCUUCUUGAAGUUCUCAGAGCUCUUAACCCAGCUCAAGGUGCUCCUCUGAACUAGCCAGAUCUUUAAAUGAGAAUCAAUCACAGUCAGUCCAUCACUUGAAAAAUACAGUGGUACCUCGGGUUACAAACACUUCGGGUUACAAACUCUGCAAACCCGGAAGUAGUACCUUGGGUUGAGAACUUUGCCCCAGGAUGAGAACGGAAAUCGUGCACCGGCAGCAGCAGGAGGCCCCAUUGGCGAAAGCGCGCCUCAGGUUAAGAAUGGUUUCGGGUUAAGAACGGACCUCCGGAACGAAUUAAACUGAGGUACCACUGUAAGACUUUAGAGCUGUCUAAAUGGCAACUCGACAUUCCAUUUUGGUGACUAUAACCUUUCUUUAAGGAGCCAUUUGGCACCUAGUUUAUACAGUGGUACCUCAGGUUAAGUACUUAAUUCGUUCCGGAGGUCCGUUCUUAACCUGAAACUGUUCUUAACCUGAAGCACCACUUUAGCUAACGGGGCCUCCUGCUGCCGCCACGCUGCCAGAGCACGAUUUCUGUUCUUAUCCUGAAGCAAAGUUCUUAACCCGAGGUACUAUUUCUGGGUUAGCGGAGUCUGUAACCUGAAGCGUAUGUAACCCGAGGUAGCACUGUAUAUCUGAGUUUCUAGCACUGCUCCCGAGUGCCAGGUAAGUAGUAAACCAUGGGAACAGGAAAAGCUGUUCAUAUUUUGACUUUAUUAAGAAAUUUACAUUGAAAUUCUGAAGUGGGUGAUUUUAAAAAACAACUUUUUUUUGCUUCUGCUGCAGGUUGGAAAAGAAACCGUACAGACAACUGAAGACCAGAUUUUGAAGAGAGACAUGCCUCCUGCAUUCAUUAAGUAAGAAAAUAAACAUUGCAAGUCUUGAUAGUGGUUUUAGAAAAGCUUCGGUAACCUUGUAUCAGUGCCGUACUAUUUUGGAGUGCAAAUGAGACCUCCCUUGACUGAAUGCUUGUCAGUAAACAAGCAAGCAAGCAAAAAUCCCUGCACAUAGCAAACUAAUACAUCAGGAACAAGAUUAGACUUGUUAUUCAUCAGAGAUUUGGGUUAAUUUGGACUGGACUUUGUAAUGUGGUCUUAGCUGUUCCAAUAUCCCGCUUCUUCAGUACAGAGUUCUCCAACGACUAGCCGCACAAAUAAUAUUUUUCUCCCUAAGAUAAAAGUCCCUUUUAGUUUGGAUGACAGUCUCAAGGGGUAGCGUGUUUGCUUUUCUCUGUGUGUGCCCUUGGUCUGGCUCAGAUUUUGUUUGAUACCUGAAAGCUAAUUGACUGGUGCUCGUAAUUAACUUCAUGCAUCGGCGCAAAAGAUAUAAUGAUUUUCUUCUUGGAGGUUUUGAAGACGUAAUAAUCACUUUCGUUAUCAUUAAGCCAAUUUCCUUGACAAUGUCAAAUAUAAAUUCCUUAUUGAAAAAGGCUGUUUCUGGCCAGCUUCUGAAUAGUGUGUGUUCUUUAUUAGUUAAGACAGAUGAAGGUUUUGCUAAAUUGUUGGGGGUGAGAGCAUCCCAUGAUGUGGGGCAGAAAGAUGUUGCCUCAAGCACAUGAAUGCCUUUGCCAGGAGGUGGGAAAUCUGGGGCAGUGAAAAAGCUAAAUGGAAAAUUGUAUGAAGACCUAUUUGCAUUGUUGAUUAUUCUGAAUAUUUGCUUAGUAGCUUCUCUGCCUGCUUUAAAUAUCAGAUAUACUGCACUAUGAUUACAUCCAACUUUUUCUCUAAAGCAUAGGAAGAUCUAAUUAUGUCUUGGGAUUUCAUAGUGUGAAUGAGAGAGUAUAAUAUGCUGCAUUACACACCUGUCAACAUUUCUCCCAUGAAAAUAAGGACAUCCUAUUUCAUAACAAUAACAAUGAUAAUUUUAUUAUUUAUAUACCACUUUUCUGCCUGAGUUGCCUCAGCCGCUCUGGGCAGCUUCCAACAUAUAUAGAAAACACAAUUAAACACUAAAAAAAAAAUCCCAGAUGUCUUCUAAAGGUUGUAUAGUUACUUAUCUCCUUGGCUUAGGGGGUCACAUAACUCCCUACCAUCCAACAUUUCUCCAAUGAAAAUAGGGAUAGCCUAAUGGUUUUCCCAGUAGUGAUGUAUGGAAGUAAGAGCUGGACCAUAAAGAAGGCUGAUCGCCCAAGAAUUGAUGCUUUUGAAUUAUGGUGCUGGAGGAGACUCUUGAGAGUCCCAUGGACUGCAAGAAGAUCAAACCUAUCCAUUCUGAAGGAAAUCAGCCCUGAGUGCUCACUGGAAGGACAGAUCGUGAAGCUGAGGCUCCAAUACUUUGGCCACCUCAUGAGAAGAGAAGACUCCUGGAAAAGACCCUGAUGUUGGGAGAGAUGGAGGGCACAAGGAGAAGGGGACGACAGAGGACAAGAUGGUUGGACAGUGUUCUCGAAGCUACCAGCAUGAGUUUGACCAAACUGCAGGAGGCAGUGGAAGACAGGAGUGCCUGGCGUGCUCUGGUCCAUGGGGUCACAAAGAGACGGACAUGACUAAAUGACUAAACAACAACAACAAAGGAAAAACGGGACAUUCUGGGAUCAAAUCAGAAACCGGGAUGGCUUUUGUUGAUCUGAAAAUAGGGACACAUGGAGACUCUGGUAUUACUGCAUUUAAGUGAGAUGAACAGGGUUCUCCUUAACAAGCUGCAGUUACCAGGAUGCUUUGGGUAAGGUUACCAGAUUUUUUCCAAUGAAUCCGGGGACACUUUUCAACUUCAAUGGAUUUUGUAUGGGGACUGAUUUGUAAAUCCGGGGACUGUCCCCGGGAAACGGGGACGUCUGGUAACCUUAGCUUUGGGGGAAGCCAUCACUGUUGGAAAUGGCAUGAUAUACUGCUUUAAACGGACAGCAGAGAUAGGGCCUAGGGUUUGAAAAUGCCAUUGGACACAACUUUUGGAACUGGUGGACACAAAAAGCUGUGACACGGGCGAUCCAUGAUCAGGUCUCUUUUCGCUUGACUGUUGUUCUGGGGUGGUUAACCCUUAUCCCUCCCCCUACAGUCUUUAUUUGAUUUAAACCACCUUUCAAAGCAGCUGUGAAGGGAAAUAGGGACCCACAUUGCAUCCUUCUCUCCCUCCCUGUCUCUUCCCCCAGCUAAUAGCAGUUGUUUUGGUGGUUGGGGGGGGGGAAGGGAGGUAGUUUUAAAUUGGGGAAAUGGCCUGCCUGCUUUUAGGCUUUGGGUACCACAUUAGGGACCACUGUGUUAUGACAUGGGAGUCAGCUGUUCAAAGUCCCCCCCCCACCACCACCUGGCCCGUUGUGUUGGAUCCGAACCUAUGUUGCGUUCCCAGUGUUGCUGGCUAUAUUUACACUGAGGUAAUAAAUAUAUUUUGGGGCUGUAAGACUGAAGACUGCAGGUGAGGGCUUGCCUUAAUGAAUGUUCCUCCAUGGAAAAAAAAUUGACCGAGCAAGCUUGUUUGUUAGGGAGAAGACUAGGCUGAACACUUCUUGUAACACCAUUUUCUAUGUGGAAGGGGUUAAUUGCAUAUGGGGAAGGGGUUCAGCGAUGUGAACUAUCUGUAAUAUAUAGCUCCAAAAUGGCUCUACCAUCUCCGUGGGAAUUGUUUGCCUUCAUUGCAACAGUACCAAGCGCUCUUAGCACCUCAAGAUUAAUAGCUACGGCUUAUAUGCAGUCAAACCUCGAUGCCAGUUGUAAAAUCAGAUUAGCCAUAAGAAUAGGAAGUUGUUAACCAAAGUCAGGACCUGUACAGGCACAAAUAGGAGAACUUGAAGGAAAUGGUGCAAAAUAGGCAAGAGAAUGAUACAUACGUUAACUCCUGCAGAAAUAAUAGUAUUUUAUUUUUAAGACACUGAAGUUCUACCUUAAAAAAAUAAAUAGUGCUGUGUUUUUAUCUGGAAAGGACGUAGAUGUUUUAGCACACACGGCUCUAGUGGCAUUUACAAGAUACUUGGCUGCUAUCUAAAACCAGCCAAGUGAAUUAUAUUUAAUCUUUUGCUAAAUUUGGCUUGUAAAUAGGAUGUUACUCUCUCAUCUGUGUUACAGCUUAGAUCGCACGUCCAGUAGCUUGCUGUCAGUGCAACUCAUCAUUUUGUGUAUUGAACUCGACAAAAUCCGCAGAUUUUAUCAACAAGUUGGUCAUUGCUCCAGCAUUUUCUUGCAUUAUGCUGAUCAAAAAAUUACUGUAGGUGAGAAUUACGUUGCAGCUCUGAGUCCCUGAGCUACCAAAAGUGCUCAGAUUAGUGCUCCAGGAAACUAAUUAUUGUGUACAUUGCGAGAGCAUAUUGUCUGAUUUCAGACUUGACGCUUUAGAAAACUCACUGUGAAUAAAAGGAAAGUAACCGUUUCACAAAUGGCAUUUUAAUAAUUUUGGGCUUAGAAUUCUUCCUAUAAGGUAAUGGCUUGUUUUAACGAUAUUUCAAGCCAGCAAAUAAUGUCAUCCUGCCCUAGCUGAUAGUCAAAUGGUCUAGACUAGCAGGAGUCAUUUUCCCUGGUUAAAGCAUAAUUUAAAAACAACAACCCAACAACCUCUGAAUGCCAAACCUGUAUGAGUCAUGCACAGAUUUUUGUAUUCCAAUCAGAACAGAACUGAGUGAUAGCAGGCUGGUGACAGUUCCUCAAGCUUCCUUCUUCUCCCGUCCCCUCAGGGCAAGAUGGUCCUUUAAAUAGCCCUGGGAUGAUAGUUGGGGGGACGAGGAGGUAGAUUCUAAGGUACAUGAGCAAGGCAAGAGAUUAAUUGACAAACGGAAGCUAUGGAGAUGUCCCAACAAGUGACCUGCCCCUCCUGCCAAUCUUUGAAAGAAGUGGGACGAGCUCCCAAGACUCGCUCUAUUAAGGCAUGCCGUUUUAGGGAGUGAAACUUAAUUUUGCAAAUUUCUUCAGUGAGGGUUCUCAAAAAUAGGCUUCUGAGUGUGAGGAAUUCAAAUCUGCUGUUUUUGAGAUUAGGCAGCAUUUAGCUUGGUAAGUCUGCGUUUGCUGAAGAAGCACAUAAUUUGCUUUCGGAAAACCAAAUAAUUUUAAUGUUGCGAUGCUUAAUAAUAAUAAUAAUAAUAUAACAUAACUGUAGGUAUUAGGCAAUCAUUUUUAAUGAUUUUGAUGCAGUUUCGCACAGUUUACUCACCAAGCAAAACUAAAUUAUAUUAAUUUAACUGAAAUAUCUUUUGAAUCCCCAAGUCAUGUUACAACAUUUUCGUACCCCUCCUUUUUGGAAUAUGAAAGUUGAAAAAUUCAAUGUGCCCUAUUGCUGCAUAGUUCCACCUGUAAAGGUGGUGUCAGGUUCUUGGUGACAAAGCUGGGUCCUAUACCUCUGCCUUCAGCAAGAAGCUUUUAAACCAAAACGGGCCAUCGGUUAAUAGUUUUUAAAUGCAUGUUGGCAUGUAAUGUGUAGUUUUCCCCAAACACUGGCCUUUUCAACAUACGUCAUACAUGCUUCAAAUGAAACCAGCUUUAUGCAAGAGGAAGGACCAUGGCUCAGGGGCAGAAUGCAUGCUUUGCCUCCAGAAGGUCUCAUACUUAUUCCCAGCAGCUGGGAAUCACUCAUGUCCAAAAGCGUGGAGAAGUGCCUCCAGCCCAGGGCUAAGGGUACUAAGAGCUAGAUGGACCAAUCUUCUGUUUCUGUGUUUUACAUUUUAACUAGAAAACGCACCCUGGCAUGGGAGUAGGAGUGAAGGUAAAGGGACCCCUGACCGUUAGGUCCAGUCACGGAUGACUCUGGGGUUGCGGUGCUCAUCUCGCUUUACUGGCCGAGGGAGCCGGUGCACAGCUUCCGGGUCACGUGGCCAGCAUGACUAAGCCGCUUCUGGCAAAUCAGAGCAGCGCAUGGAAACGCCGUUUACCUUCCCGCCAGAGUGGUACCUAUUUAUCUACUUGCACUUUGACGUGCUUUCGAACUGCUAGGUUGGCAGGAGCUGGGACCGAGCAACGGGAGCUCACCCCGUCCCGGGGAUUCGAACCGCCGACCUUCUGAUCGGCAAGUCCUAGGCUCUGUGGUUUAACCCACAGCGCCACCCGUGUCCCUUGUAGGAGUAAAGAGGAUAUGUUAAAUAAUCUGUGUACAAUCCGAAGGAAGAUGGUCUAUUACAGUGUUUCCCCAACUUGGGUCUGCAGCUGUUUUUGGACUACAAUUCCCAUCAUCCCUGACCACUGGUCUUGCUAGUUAGGGAUGAUGGGAGUUGUAGUCCAAAAAAUCAGCUGGAGAGUCUGGGAAGCACUGGUCUGUAGUCAUACUGCUCCAGAGUUGGCUCCCAUCUGUACCCUACAGGUAGAGGGACUGACAUUAAUUUCUCUCUCACAAUGGUUUCUCCUAGGGUGGAAAAUGCUUGCACAAAACUUGUACAGGCCGCGCAGAUGCUCCAAACGGACCCUUACUCAGUACCUGCUCGUGAUUACCUCAUUGACGGAUCAAGAGGCAUCCUUUCUGGGACAUCGGACUUGCUUCUGACAUUCGAUGAGGCUGAGGUGAGCUUUCUAAUGCAGUACCUGACUGCAAAUUUAGAGCGCUUGCCUGAAUAUCAUUUUCUGCAUUAGUGGUUUAUAAAAGCAUGAUUCAUAAAACCAGGGCUGAGUAUUGGGGCUGGGGAGGGCUUUCCCUUGCCCUCACUGAGUUGCACACCAUGUGCAAAAUUCCUGGCUUCUGUGCACAGAAGCUGGCUUGUAUUAAGCUAGAGUUCCCUGUUAUGUCUAAACUGUGGCUCUGGCAUAAUGUUGUUAACAAGUCAGGAAAGUAAGGUAGAGUGACUCUGGCUAAAAUCUGCAUGUCACAAGAGACAAAGGAAAAGGGAGAGGAGAAGUGCGAAGCGCACUCCUGGCUUCAUAAAACACGGUUUAUAAAGCCCCCAACCACAGCAUUGAAAAGUCAGAAAUGCAUUAACUUGUCACGAUGGUAUUACAGUUGUACCUUGGUUUUCGAACAACUUAGUUUUUGAAUGUUUUGGCUCCUGAACGCCGGAAACCCAGAAGUGACUGUUCCGGUUUGCGAACUACUUUUGGAAGCCAAACGUCCGACAAGGCUUCCGUGGCUUCUGAUUGGCUGCAGGAGCUUCCUGCAGCCAAUCAGAAGCCGCACUUUGGUUUCCGAAUGUUUUGGAAGUCAAACGGAUUUCCGGAACAGAUUCCGUUCAACUUCCUAGGUACGACUGUACGUGUUUUUUAAAGUAAGAUUUUUCUCACCAGUACUCUUUAUGAAGUUUAUUUCCGCAUGUUUUGAAUUAACAUUACAGCAUGCGGCUCUGGCAUUGAGAAUAAAUGCAAGAUGUUCCUUAGCAGACACAAUGACUGUGUAUUUUUUCAGUGCUUUUUAGUUAGUACUGUGGGGGCAUAGGAGAGGUGCAUUAAAGCAAAGCUUAUCAGCCAUUCUAUGAAUAUCCUUGGCACCUGAUUUAUUAGCAAUUACUCUCCCAUUUCUUAUUGAUACCAUUGGAGAUAAUAGCUCUUGAAAUUAUGGAGUAGUUAAUUUGCCUUCAGGGAAGCUGAUUUCUGGAAAGUGCUCGCUCUUUCCCCAUCUUUGUGAUUUUGAUAGCGUGUUCUCAAACUUGCAUUGUCACGCUGGAAAUAUUAAAGAAACGGUCAUAUAAUGCAACUUUUGGCUAAAGCUUUAAAAUGGAACAUUCUCUCCCGUGCUGCGCUUAAUUUCACACAUUCAACAGUGCUCAUAUAGCAUCUAAAUAUAGAAGGCAUACAUUUUAUUUCAAGGGAUUUUGCAUUCAUUGCUGCACAGAGAACAUUACAGUGGACCCUCUGGAUACGAAAAAAUCCGUAACCAGAGGCGCUGCUUCUGCGCACGCGUGCGGUGUGAUAGAGUGCUUCUGCGCAGCGCGAUGGAGCGCUUCUGUGCAUGCGCACGGCGUGCAGAACGUAACCUGAAGGUUGCGUAUCCAGAGAGGCACUGUACUUGAAAGAACAUGAUGGGGGGAAAGCAUUCUCAGAGGCAGUCGUGUGCAACUCUGCAGGCAGCUUUUUCUAUUGAUGGGUAAUGGGUAGAGCAUUGCACCUACCAGACAUUCAUCCCAGAGCAACUAAACGUGGUGUUUUAUUGUGAGGGAAAUCAGACCUGUUGCAAAGUAUGCGGAACAACACACGUUUGUUGCCCUGAAAACAAAUACAGUGGUACGUUGGUUCUUGAAUGCCUUGGUAAUCAUACAUUUAGGCUUCCGAACACCGCACACCAAGAAGUAAGUGUUCUGGUUUGCGAAUGUUUUUCGGAAGCCGAACAUCUGAUGCAGCUUCCGAUUGAGUGCAGGAAGCUCCUGCAGCCAAUCAGAAGCUGUGCCUUGGUUUUUGAAUGGUUCUGGGAGUCGAAGCGACUCCCGGAACGGAUUAAGUUCGAGAACCAAGGUACCACUAUAUGCUGGAAAGCACCAGAUGUUUGUUCAAAUCGCUUCCACCAUGCCGUGGCGUGUCUCUCCGUAUUGCCACUGAUGUUGUGCAUGCUCUGCUUUUGAUCAGAAACAGUGCCUUUAACUUGAAGCCAUGUUGGCCCGUUGUGAUAAAAGGAAAAAACACUAAUGAUUACCUUUUUUAUUAUUAUUUAAGGUCCGUAAAAUCAUUCGUGUCUGCAAAGGAAUUCUGGAAUACCUAACAGUGGCAGAGGUGGUGGAAACUAUGGAGGACUUGGUCACCUACACAAAGAACCUAGGGCCAGGUUAGACAUUCCCAGUAUUCCUCUUAGUGCAUUCUAGCAAUGUUUUUACCUGGCACCUUUAAUAAUGUGGAGAUUUUUCUUUCUCUCUCUCUCCUGAGCUAUGGGAGGCACCAUUGCUUAGUUGCCAAGCUCAUGUCUUGCAUGCCAAAGGUUCUAGCUUCAAACCAAAAGGCUCUACCUGAAGCCUUGUCCCUGCCAAUCCGUGCCCAGUACUGGGUGCAAGGCCACUGCAAAGGAAGAAACCUCGCUUGUGAGAGUAAAUAGAUCUAGAACUCAUUGGCUUGAAAUGGGGCAUUGCAAACUUUAGAGUCUCUGUGGGGUCCAUGUGUUUAUAAUCAGCGUUCGAAAUUCUCCAGGCACAUUUUGCACCUGGCUACCGGCCACUUGCGACCAAAUGAAGGUUCCCCAUCGCCAGGAUGGUGCCUGAUGUCUCCACCAUAAGGAGGUGCAUGCCUGCACAUCCUUGGAUCUUGACAUGUUUUAACAUACUAAUACCACAUCCUGUGGAAUUCUGUCAGUUAAAAUGUUAUCUACACAAUCAGAAUGAAUUUCAGGAACCAAAAAGCCGUAUUGAAAAAUACGGCUUUUGAGCAAUUCCGUUUUGGCAACCGCUAUCAUCAUCAUCAUCAUCUGCGGUUUACAGAAUAAAAUCAAAAUAUAAAACCGCAAAAUCUAUAAUCAAAAUAAAAACAACAAUAGUAAAAGGUAAAGGGAACCCUGACCAUUAGGUCCAGUCGUGAACGACUCUAGGGUUGCGGUGCUCAUCUCAUUUUAUUGGCCGAGGGAGCCGGCGUACAGCUUCCGGGUCAUGUGGCCAGCAUGACUAAGCCGCUUCUGGCGAACCAGAGCAGCGCAGGGAAAUGCCGUUUACCUUCCCGCCGGAGUGGUACCUAUUUAUCUACUUGCACUGGCGUGCUUUCGAACUGCUAGGUUGGCAGGAGCUGGGACCGAGCAACGGGAGCUCACCCCGUUGCGGGGAUUCGAACCGCGACCUUCUGAUCGGCAAGUCCUAGGCUCUGUGGUUUAACCCACAGUGCCACCCGUGUCCCUAAAACAAUACCCCCCCCCAAACCCCACAUUUUAAAAGAGCAUAGUAGCCCUUGUUUAAGGAGCCAUUUGGCUCCUAGCUUAUAUACCUGAGUUUCUAAUGCUGAUUGUAAUAUUUCACCUAUGUGUUUUCUUGAAGUGUGAGAAGUGUUACCUCCCUGGAGGUGCUAUAUGAACAAAACCUUUGCGAUUUGUGCCAUCCCCUUCAUACUUUGUGAACCAUUGACCCUGAAGUGGUAGCAGCAUAGAGAGGCACUUAACCCUCUUUUUUCCCUCUAACCAGUCUGCCAAAGCCAGCAAACAGUCACUAUUUGUGGGUUAUGACAGUGAUAGCCCUGUUUUUAAUUCAUGAGCCUGCAUUGUCCGCAUAUAAAUUGGCAGCGGAGAGCGGGGGAUGGGAUGGGAUCACAAAAUCCUUAACUUAAAAGAGAAGAGUUGGAUCCUUCCCUGCCCUAUCUCCCUGGGUCCCAUUGCUUCAGGUACUUUUCCUUCCAGCCCGACUCAGUUCAGGAGCUCUUUUAUUCUGGCAUGCCCCUACUGAUGUUAAACUUAGCCCCUCUAGACCUCUCCCACUCUCCCCUUAAAUAUGAAUGGGGCAGGCAGGCAAAUACACAAAUGCCUCUGUCACAUUCACUUUGACAAUGAGGAAUGGCCAAGAGGAAUGAACUGUUCCUGAGCCAGAAAGGGAGUCAGAAAGGAAUUCAGAAGCAGGAUGAGCAGGCAGGCAUUCCCCAGCCAGCUCGAAGCUGCUGGAACCUCUUUGCCUCUACAUGGAGCGGAAAAUCAAGGGAUUCUCCAAUAUCGAUUUUAAAAAAAAUGGUGGUAGGGAAAGAAGCAAGCAUGUCUCUGUGUUCAAGAGAGGUACGCAGAAACACUGAAUUUUUAAGAGCAGAUGAAGGACAAAAAUGGGGUGAGACCAUGUUGCUUGCAGCCAGAGACAAUGUAAAGCAUUGCCCACAGCAGCUGUUUCAGAUAUUUAAUACAUCAGGCUGUCAAAAGUUGCUUUAAGUGAGUGCUUUGCUCUCAACUUGGAGGGCAGUGAGGUUUCCACCCUUUUUUAUGGCCUGACUUUCUAAUUUUCUGGGACUUCGUAGGAAGUGGAGUUUUUUCGCUGAAGGCCUGCCUAGCCAAGGCGCUGGAUAAAUUCAAGACUUGGAAUAUAUAUUUUAUCCUGGUGGAGGCCUCUGUUUAGAUAACACUUACUCUAGUCGAUGUGUCUUCUAUUCUGGGAGUUCUGUCUGCCUUUUGCUGGCAGGCCUUGCUUUCUUUACACUCUCUUCUCACUUUCUGAACGUAUCGUGGCCUUAAGAGUUUGUGGGACAAAUACAUUCUGGCUUCCAACUCUACUCCAAACUUGCCCAAAUUAUGUGAUGCUGUUCCAAUAUCUGCCUCUACUCUUGCAAUCCCAUAGGCUGCCCAGUUGCAUCAGAUAACUGUUCAUCUUUUUUUGUUUUUUUGUUUUGUUAUUCCCUUCCUAAUUAAACGCAUCAUUAAUGUUGGAUAUGCUGACCUGCAUUUCUAUUUCACAGAAACAAGAUGGCAUGAAAGUGAAAGGAAACUUUUUUUUUAAAAUAGAAGCAUAAAAAUUAAGGGAAAUAAUUUCCAUGCUUCUGUUUUAGAAACAUUUCCUGUCCUUUUUGUUUACGUGUUUUGUUUUGCUCAGUUGCUCUAGUAGUUUUGCUGUGGUUGUUUAUUUUGCAUUGGCUAUCUAGGUCUGCUGGCUGCGGCCGUAGUCAUCUCCUUCCCACUGCUGCCACCUUUUUGGGCAUGACCUUGUCUGGUAUGCUCAUAAUAUUUGGAUCGCUGUCUCCUGAGAGAUGUGCAGACGAUAGUUCAGAGAAUAAAUAUAAUUGAUGUGCUAAGUUGGGAACAUAUUAAGACUAGUAGCAUUAAAGCCCUAUACAGCCUAGGACCCUCGUACCUACGGGACCGCCUCUCCUGGUAUGUCCCACGGAGGACCUUACGGUCUUCAAACAAAAACAUCUUGGAGGUCCCGGGCCACAGAGAGGUUAGGCUGGCCUCAACCAGAGCCAGGGCUUUUUCGGCUGUGGCUCCAAUCUGGUGGAACGCUCUUGUCACAAGAGACUAGGGCCCUGCAGGACUUGACAUCUUUCCGCAGGGCCUGCAAGACAGAGCUGUUCCACCAGGCCUUUGGCAAUCCUCACAGAACUCUAGCCCAAUGGUUGCCAUUAAUCUGAUUUGAACUGAUUUUAUAAUGAAAUGAUUUUAGAAUGUUGUAUUAUUUUACUGUUGUUAGCCGCUCUGAGCCCGGCUUCGGCUGGGGAGGGUGGGAUAUAAAUAAAAAUUUAUUAUUAUUAUUAUGCCUUUUUACAUUGUGGAAGUGAAUUUUUUGUUCACCUGAUCGUGUUUCUGAUUGGUAUGGCAUUCAACGUGGGAAAUUUUUGUAUUUUAUAUUUUGUAAUCUGGAGUCAGCUGCUAUUGUUUGAUCUAAGCAAAACCUGGCUACUCUGAACUGACUCCCUUUCCCACUCCUGCUAGUUGACAUCUUCAGUUAACCAAGCAGAGGGCCUUGUCGGUAGUGGCGCUCGCCCUGUGGAACGCCCUCCCAUCAGAUGUCAAGGAAAUAAGCAACUAUCUGACUUUUCGAAGACAUCUGAAGGCAGCCCUGUUUAGGGAAGUUUUUAAUGUUUGGUGUUUUAUUGUGUUUUUAAUAUUCUGUUGGGAGUCGCUCAGAGUGGCUGGGGAAACCCAGCCAGAUGGGCAGGAUAUAAAUAAUAAAAUUAUUAUUAUUGUUAUUAUUAUUAUUAUUAAGAUACAUGAGAAUUGGGCCUGCAACCUUCAGCUUGCAAAGUGCAUAAUCUGCUACUGAACUACAAUUCUCCAAUUGACCAUUUGGAAUAGCUGCGAUCAGCGUUGGUAUUGGCACAGUGUGGGUCCGUUUUGCAGAUGCUGAGUAUACUGACCAAAAUGCCUGACAGCUGAGAAAAUCCUUUGGCUGGAAGUGCCCUUAGUCAUCUGGAUAGCUCCGUCGGUAGAGCAUGAGGUUCUCAAGGUCGUGGGUUUGAGCCCCACAUUGGGGGGAAAGUUUCCUGCAGGGGGUUGGACUAGAUUGCCCUCGUGGUCCCUUCCAACACUGAUUCCAUUAUAUUAUUAUUAUUUAUGUCAUUAAAAUAUUUAUGUACUGCCUAUUACACUGUCAUCUUAAAGUGGCAUACAACAGUGUCAUAAAAUAUAAUACAAAUGUGAAUUUCUAAAUGCAAUGAUUUGAGGCAUUUCUCUUACCCCCCCCACCCCAAGUCAACUUUAAAUAGCUUACUGCGUUCAUCUUAGCAUGUCAGCAGUGUUAGGGUGUGUGCUUUGUUUUUUCUUAAAUAUGGAUAUUAUAAUCAUCAUCACCAUCAUCAUCUGAAGGCGCGUCUCCACCCCCAUCAUUCUACCUGGACACUGAAAUCCAACGCCGAGGGCCUUCUGGCGGUUCCCUCACUGCAAGAAGCCAAGUUACAGGGAACCAGGCAGAGGGCCUUCUCAGCAGUGGCAUUCGCCCUGUGGAACGCCCUCCCGCCAGAUGUCAAAGAGAACAACAACUACCAGACUUUUAGAAGACAUCUGAAGGCGGCCCUGUUUAGAGACGCUUUUAAUGUUUGAUGAGUUACUGUACAGUGGUACCUCAGGUUACAUACGCUUCAGGUUACAUACGCUUCAGGUUACAGACUCCGCUAACCCAGAAAUAUUACCUUGGGUUAAGAACUUUGCUUCAGGAUGAGAAAAGAAAUUGUGUGGCAGCGGUGCAGCGGCAGCAGGAGGCCCCAUUAGCUAAAGUGGUGCUUCAGGUUAAGAACAGUUUCAGGUUAAGAACAGACCUCUGGAACGAAUUAAGCACAUAACCAGAGGUACCACUGUAUUUUAAUAAUUUGUUGGAAGCCGCCCAGUGUGGCUGGGGAAGUCCAGCCAGAUGGGUGGGGUAUUAAUACUACUAAAUAAAUAAAUAAUAUUUUUUAUUAUUAUUUAUACCCCGCCCAUCUGCCAGGCCUUGUUUGUCCAAGCGCGCCUGUCAAAUAGUCUUUUGGGGGACUGGCCAGCUGCAUUGUUUUCUGUUCAUAGAAUAAAGAUGGGAGGGAACCUAUGGAACAUCUAGCUGAACCCCCUGAAGUUCAGGUAUAUGCACCCAUGUGGGGGAUCAAACCCAUGACCUGGUUAGCAGCACCACACUCUGACCAACUAAGCUAAUAGAUGGUGGAGAAGAGAGCUGCCAAAUGUGCACCUCAAGGGUCACCAGCUCCCGAUCUCCAACUCUGUUCCCCUCACUUGGCUCUGCAAUUUGAUUGAUGGGAAUGAAAGUGUUUCUAAGUUAGUGCGGGAGAUGGUGAAAGGGCAGCUCACAAAUGGUCUGCACUGUCACCUGGAGAGGGCUGCUGUUUGCCUAAUGGCUGGGUGUAUGUAGGAGACUAAAGGGACGCAGGUGGCGCUGUGGUCUAAACUACUGAGCCUCUUGGGCUUGCUGAUCAGAACGUCAGCAGUUCGAAUCCACACGAUGGGGUGAGCUCCUGUUGUUCUGUCCCAGCUCCUGCCAACCUAGCAGUUCGAAAGCACACCAGUGGAAGUAGACAUAUAGGUACCACUGCAGCGGGAAGGUAAACAGCGUUUCCGUGCGCUCUGGUUUCCGUCACAGUGUUCCGUUGCGCCAGAAGCGGUUUAGUCCCGGAAAGCUGUCUGUGGACAAAGGCCAGCUCCCUUGGCCUGAAAGCGAGAUGAGCGCCGCAACCCCAUAGUCCCCUUUGACUGGACUCCUCUUCCACAAAUCUGCAUGUGGGUAAGCUAUAUGAGAUGGUGACAGCACCAGAAUGGAGCUUGAGAGGAGUGACAUGUCUUCCUAGGACAAACUUGUGGGGUCACCUCAUAUAUAAAGCAGCCUAAAGCCCCUGCUCUGGAAAGUUCAUUUAAAGCCUAGAAUAGCAUCACAUGCAGGAGUUUCUCUCUCUCUCUCUCCCCCCUAACCAAUAUAGUGUGUACGGAAUUGCUGUUCUGAUACGCAGGAUGAAUUUAAGUCUGUCAGCCACUCCUCAUAGUGAAUGGAUAGGUCCCUUCAGAUUUCAUGUGUGUUGUUCAUAUUUUUGAAGAUUCCCUCUUGUAAGAAGCAUCUUGCAUGACUAGCUCAUCAGGGGGGACGGGAUGGGGGAACCUCUCUCCCUAAUUUGCUAGUACCCAAGGGAGAGGGGUUUAGCCUAUUAGCCAUCUUAAGUCUUAUCUGCAGUAUGAAAUGCUGUAGCUUAAAAAUCUAAUGUUUAUUUCUGUAUGAUGUGUAUAACCUAAUCAAUAAUCACACUUGGAAGCGCGGUAUAAAUUCUUUCUUUGUCGUGAUGCUUGCAACAACCUUGUGAGGUAGAUCAGUAUUAUUGUGUCUGUAUUGCAGAUGCGAGCAGAGGCUGAGAGAGAGGUUGGCUUGCCUAAGACCGCCUAGUUAGUUCAUAGCAGAGGUGAAUUUGAACCAGGAGCACUUGGAUCCAUAGUUCAGCAUCUUAGCGCAGUAGUAUGCCAGCUCUAAUAUAUGGAUAUGUGGCUUCAUAAGAAGUUUGGGUUCCAGAUUAGGCUACCCUUGAUGUAUGUUUCUGACAUAAGCUAAGCCAGGCAUAGGCAAACUUUGCCCUCUAGAUGUUUUGGGACUACAAUUCCCAUCAUCCCUAGCUAACAGGACCAGUGGUCAGGGAUGAUGGGAGUUGUAGUCCCAAAACAUCUGGAGGGCCGUGUUUGCCUAUGCCUGAGCUAAGCUAAUGGCAUGCUCUGUGCGUUUCCUUAAGCAGACAUUUAAUGAAAUGUCCAAAGGGCCACAAAUUGCUGAUCUGAUCUCAAUUUAGUAUUGAUUUUUGUGUUUUAAAAAUGCACGUUGCCUUAGAAAAUAGCAUCCCUUGAACACUGGGGAUAUACUGUUUGAAUUAAUAGUUGUACAGAAUCUUUGCAACUGCGGAAAUGUAACAUUUAAAAUUGCCGUUUGGCGUAAUCUUCUUCUGCUUGAAAUUGCAAAACCGUAAGGGAAAUACCGUAUCGCUUCAUGACUUCCUUGACUUCCUUCACACAGGGAUGACCAAGAUGGCCAAAAUGAUUGAUGAGCGGCAGCAAGAGUUGACUCACCAGGAACACAGAGUCAUGUUGGUGAACUCCAUGAACACCGUGAAGGAGCUACUGCCGGUUCUUAUUUCUGGUAUUUAUUUUUUUGCUUUUCCACAAGAUUUAAAAGUACUCUGAAAUGCAUUGGCUUGUGUUUGUGCCCGCUUCAUAAAACCACGUAGGAAUAAAGCUGCUCAGGUAAACGCACGUUGAAAGGCUUUUGGAAACGGAAGCUUUCAACGUGCCUUGUAAACCGACUAUGGGUAAGUUAAGCGAGUGGUUUUAUUUGUGGCUGCCUUGGAAGAGAAGGUUGUGCCUCCCAAAUUCUGGCUUGCAUAUUCUGUGCGUCUCCUAUUUAAGCUCUCAGAGCUGAUCUCACUGUGACAUGUGAACUGAUGGGCUAUUUAUAUGUAAUUAUAUCUGUGAUGCUUCUCUGUAACUGAGCACUUUAUUUACGGCCUGAUUCUCAUUGAGGUAGACAGAUUGGUUCCCUCUUUUAAUGAGAACUAAGGAGAAAAGGAUAUAUGCAAUAAUACGUCCUGCUCUGCCAUAGGGUAGGAAACCAUAGGUGCUGCUGCUAUUUUGUAUUUAAAUUACAUGGGCUAUACUCCUCUAUCCCCAAAACCUUCCUUACAAGCAUUACAGUUGCUGUUGGUGGGAAGAGGCCCGUUUAGCUUGAAAAAUAAAUAACAAUCUAGCACUUUGUUUCUCGUUGAAUUGAAAAUGCCUCAAAUUAAACUGGAUGUCAUAGUAACUUUAAUUAGCUUCAAAUCUUUGCUUGCCAGAAUGCCACCGAUUUAAUUUGAACAGUAAUUAUCUCUUCUGCGCAACCCGCCCUCCUUUUCCGCUAUCAGGCUUACAAAGUGACAAAUUUAUCAAAAUGCAAUUACGUUUAGCUGACGCGCCUGGAAGGAAACCGAAUAGAAGCAAAACAUCCUAUAAGAAAGAGAUGGCAACCAAAACUGACUUUAAGUCAUAGCUACCCAGCCCUUGAAACCUUGGAGAGUAGCUAAAGUUUCCGCUGACCGUCUCAGAGAGGCAAAAGAGGGUCUGGCAGGUUAUCUUCCGCAGUGAAUUCCCCCUAGUUUUUAGCGCAGCUCUUGAGAUACAAAGUCAGGGCCAGCCUAACUUCGCAAGCGACCAAACUGGUACAUGUGAUCUGACAUGUGUACCCCAUGACUUCUUCCAGUGCCACAAAGGAUGCUGGGGUGCAAUUCAAGACGUUGGUGAUCUAAAGGUUGCAUCCCCGUAUCCCAUAAAUACUGCAUAGGAUUAGGGAGGCCAUGCCUCUGUGUAGGGCCAGUACUUUGGCUAGCCAUGCAUUCAGUUGGUCCUGCACUGAGUUUAACUCGGUAUUCCGUGCAUUAACUGGGCAGUUUGAGUGAGGCAGAAGCAUCUGGCACUGCACUGCAUGGAUUGACGGCUAGGAUGGACGUCACAAACAAUUCAAGUUUGUCAAACUUAAACAUGCAUUCUUGUUAAGUGCGAUAAACAUAAUGGGAGAUGAUCAUCUACUGCAGAGGUGCACAAACCAGGCUUGUUUUUCAUAAUAAUUUUUAUUAGUUUUCAAUUUUCAAUCCAAUAACAGACUCAUUAUAACAAUACCACUUAUUAUUAUUAUUACAGUGGUGACCCGCAAGACGAAUGCCUCGCAAGACGGAAAACCCGCUAGACGAAAGGGUUUUCCGUUUUUCAAUGCGCUUCGCAGGACGAAUUUCCCUAUGGGCUUGCUUCGCAAGACGAAAAUGUCUUGCGAGUCUUGAGAUUUUUUUUUCGCUUUCCCCCCCCUUUUUCUAAGCCGCUAAGCCUUUAAUAGCCUUUUAGCAGCUAAGCCGCUAAGCCUUUAAUAGCCGCUAAACCGCUAAUAGCGCUAAUCCGCUAAGCCGCUAAUAGGGUUGCUUCGCAAGACGAAAAAACCGCUAGACGAAGAUACUCGCGGAACGGAUUAAUUUCGUCUUGCGAGGCACAACUGUACAAUUAUUAAUACCAAUAGUUCAAAUACCGAAUUAUAUAAUUUAGAAAAGGUGCUAGAAUUGAUGGCUUGAUUAUUCGCUUUAUUUCUGCAUUCCAAAAUCUUACUAAUUUCCAUUACAUUCCGGUCAUCAUAAUAAUCCCUUCUACAACAACUGUGAUAUUAAUAACUUUUAUUCAUGUUGACACGUUAAAUGAUUUAUAAAACUGCAAGUGAGGAACUCAAACUACCCUAUUUUUCGCUCUAUAAGACGCACCAGACCACAAGAUGCACCAAGUUUUUGGAGGAGGAAAACAAGAAAAAAAAUAUUCUGAAUCUCAGAAGCCAGAAAAGCAAGAGGGAUCGCUGUGCAGUGAAAGCAGCAAUCCCUCUUGCUGUUCUGGCUUCUGGGAUAGCUGCGCAGCCUGCAUUUGCUCCAUAAGACGCACACACAUUUCCCCUUACUUUUUAGGAGGGAAAAAGUGAGUCUUAUGGAGCAAAAAAUACGGUAUAUCCUUGUUCUUCCUGUGUGUGGCUCAAACCAGGCUUGUUUGAUCCAUAUAUAUAUAUAUAUUGGUCAGAUUGACAAGGCCUCUACCAACCAGAACCAUGUGCAAAUGCCACAUCAUUAGAACUAAAGGACAGGGCUCCCCCAUGCACGCUGUGAGCUUAAGAAUUUGUUUUCAGAAUCAGAACUGAACUCAUCUCACAGUACUUUCACUCAAAAGUCUAUUCUGGUUAGCUUCCUUCAUUUUAGCAGCCAGAUUUUAGCCGGAAAGAAGUUGCUUUGUUGUUGCUCUUGUCAAAGAGUUUGGCAUCAGGAAGCUUUGACGAUCUGCUGCAAAUCACCCAGAGAUCGACCUGUGUAUCUCUUAUCUGGCUUCUGCUCAUCCCAGAUCUGCUGUGAUCAUAACUUAAUUAUUCUUCCUGGUUUUAGCCAAAGAGGCGUUUUGUACAGCAUAUUGCAUAAUAACCUCCUGAUAGGCUUUUCUGUGUAAUCUUCGCAGCUAUGAAGAUUUUUGUAACAACGAAAAAUUCCAAAAGCCAAGGGAUAGAGGAGGCCUUGAAAAACCGCAACUUUACAGUGGAGAAGAUGAGUGGUGAAAUAAAUGAAAUCAUCCGUGUUCUGCAACUCACGUCCUGGGAUGAAGACGCUUGGGCUAGCAAGGUGGGGUUUUUUGUCCAGUUUCGGAACAGCAUUAGAAUUCUCCAGUCCCAGUUACCGUAACUGGUUUCAAGAAAACAUAAUCCUUACUUGUAACAAGUCACAAGGUGAUGCUCGCUGAUUUGGUGUAAAAUACCUUCUCUAAGAUGGUGUUUAAUAAAUACUUUGUUAGUAACAAGUAAGUUAGCUACAUUAAGAAUAUUACAGCAUUGCUAUGCCUCCUUCAUACAAGCGAAUUGUAUUUGUAUUUUAAUUAUUAUUAUUUAUUAAAAAAAUUGGCAUCCCAUUAGGAGAACCUCAAAUUGUGUGAUACUCCAAGCCAUGGUUUGGAGGAUAUAAAUUGAAAUAUGGGCUUGAGUGUGCCCUGCUCCCUGCCCCUUUGGGUGCAGAUUCCCUCUUUGUUUCCUGUGGAUUAUGUACCGUAUUUUUCGCUCUAUAAGACGCACAGGACCAUAAGACGCACCUAGUUUUUGGAGGAGGAAAACAAGAAAAAAAAUAUUCUGAAUCUCAGAAGCCAGAACAAGAGAGAUCGCUGCGCAGUGAAAGCAGCAACCCCUCUUGCUGUUCUGGCUUCUGGGAUAGCUGCGCAGCCUGCAUUCCGUCCAUAAGACGCACACACAUUUCCCCUUACUUUUUAGGAUGGAAAAAGUGAGUCUUAUAGAGCAAAAAAUACGGUAAUCAUAAUUUGCCAUGAUGUCCAAAUCGACGUAUGCUUAGCACUUGCCCUGCAAACCAGAAUUGGAACCUCCACUUCAGACCCUGAUUUUUUUUAAAAAUUCUUGUUUGGAAAGUUCUAGCCUUAGUUUGCCAGUGCGGACGCCAUGGCAAAGUCUAGUUAGAACUGAACUGGAAUGAAAGAGGGGGGCCCUGUAAGCCUGUGGCUUGUUCAUAACCUGAAUUGAGACACUCUAGUUUUUGUAGCAGCCCAUUGAUUUUCAGUAGCGCUUACUCCCAAGUGACUUGACUCAAUUAAGAUCAAGUUCCUUUGAAAUCAAUGGAACUUACUUUGUAUGUGGUAUGAACUUGGAUAUGUUUGAUGCAAGUAAAUUAUCUGAAAAGACAGUUCCUUUUUUCAUUUUGUAGGAAGAUCAGUUCUUGAAUCGCACACAAAAAGCACCAGAAUUACUUAUAUACUGAAGGAUCCCAAAAGAUAACUUGUUCAGUGACCUUGGAAUGUAGGUGGAGGUGCAAAUAGGAAAUUAUAGUUCCUGGACUUAAUGGUAGAGGGUGGCUCCUUAGAUAGCCAUGCGAAUGUUCCCAUUUCUCCUCUUCCCAUCCUCACUGUCAUUCUUUUCUGUAUACCUGCUUCUACAUUACUCGUGUAUUAGAGCAAAAGACCAAAACAAAAAAACAGUUUGCGAGCCCUGAUAAAAAAGAGAGAGGAAUACCCCGAGAAUGUGCUGCUUCACCUUUUAAACUCACUUAAAUCACCACGACUGCAGGAAUAAACAGAGUUUGCUUUUGUUGCAGCAUGUUAACUGGGGAGAACGAGCACCAUUUUGUGGUUGAAAGGGAAAAUAUAUUCAUAGCUGUCAACAUCUCCCUUUUUUAAAGGGAAAUUCCCUUAUUCCGAAUAGGAUUCCUUGCAAGAAAAGGGAAAAGUUGACAGCUAUGAAUAUAUUUAUAAUAAUAAGUAAUAAAAUGAGCGUCUUUAAACAUGCACUUGUCCACUCAUCUGCCCACCUGCUAUGAAAUGCAAUAGAAGUCCAAGGAAAAGAUGCUGCGAUGGUCAGCAUCGCCUGACCCACGUGUGGACAACAGGGCCUGCUUGCUUCUGCCACUCUGCAAGUGGUUAUUUGGGAGGGGGUUGGCCUGUGGGAGCCAUGGGCUUUGGCCUCAAGGUCUUGCUCUAGCUGCACCACUGAAUGAACGCAGACUAAUCUUCUGCAUCUCCUUAGCUAGUGUUUCCCAAACUUGAGUCCCUGGCUAUUUGUGUACUACAACUCCCAUCAUUCCUGACCACUGGUGCUGCUAGCUAAGGAUGAUGGGAGAUGUAGUCCAACAACAUCUGGGGACCCAUGCUUGCCCUUGACCAUUGGUAAAGAUAAUUGAUUAAGAGAGUCAGCGCAAGUGGGGAGAAGGGGAUAGUACUGUUUUCAGAAGCGUAUAUACCUCCUUGUAAAAUGCAGACUAAGAAUUCCCGUUCUUGCAGUUUUCUCAAUAUCAUUUUAAAAAGCACCUAUGUAGCCAGAGCAGCCGAAGAUGCAGAAUUCUACAUUCCACCGAUCAGAUGCAUUUAACUAGUUUUGCUGGAGGAUGAGAACCCUGAAACAUUUGUAGAUGGGACACGGUGGCAAUGAAAUUGAAAGUGGAGGGUGGACUCCCCCCCCACCCCCCACUGCAGAUCCUUUAGCUCAGUGUUUCUCAACUUUGGGUCCCCAGAUGUUGUUGGACUACAACUCCCAUCAUCCCUGAGCUCUGACCUUGCUAGCUAGGGAUGAUGGGAGUUGUAGUUCAACAACAUCUGGGGACCCAAGGUUGAGUAAGGCUGCUUUAGCUAGAAGGCCAAGUUAGUUAGGAAACCUAAAAGACGGAAUGAUGUUUAGUCCUCCUCUUCCGGAAGUGUAAACUGGGGGUCUGAAGGAAUGUAAAUGGCAACGUACUCUGUUUGAUAGGAAACCGCCUUACAUUGAGUUAGGCCACUGGUCCAUCCAGCUCAUUAGGUCUGUUCUGGCUGACAGAAAGUCUCUGGUUUCCUUUCCAGUCCUUUGUGGAGAUGUCAGGGAUUGAACCCGUGACCAUGUGCAGGACCACCGGUCUGUGGCCCCUUCCCCCCGUUCAAGCAUUUUGAAAUUAAAGUGGGGAGUCUGAGGAUUCUCCUGUCUUCUUCCCCACUGGUGUUUGAGGAAUAGCUAUCUUAUUUGACUUUUCAAAGAUAACAGUGCAGAGCAGGUCGCUUGCAUGUGCGUGCCUGUUGCCUUCCCACGAUGCCUAAACCCAACUUAAAGUCUGAAACCCACUUGAAUCUUAAUCAAAAAAGACGUGUGGUCCUUCUUUUUCUUUUUCUUCCUUUGGAAAUUACAUCGACUUGCCUUUCAAUUGACUGACACUCCUGACUUUGUUGUUGUUGAUAGCUGUGGAGGCAAACCCCUAAGGAACCAUUUACCAAUGUGUUGGGGUUGGGGAUAAAAUCCAUCAUUUCCAAAAGUGGCUGUUGUGGCCUGAGAACUACAACUUUCACAGCCCAUUAGUUUAACUUUAUAUCCAUCACUCUUUUAUUGUGAAGUAAUACUUCGUCUACCUUUCAUGACUCCUUUUGUUUUUCUGUUUCUUUCCUCCGUUUCUAUUAUUCUUUUCUCGCCUUUUAGAAGGUAAGACCCUCUUCCGCAACCCACAACCUCUACCUUUCGUACUAAAACAGAAGAGCAUGGUCAUGAGUUGUUGUUGUCGUGCCGUGUGCAGACUGUGUGCUGUGCAUUUUCCUGUGUGCUGGUUGUGACACUGUACUCACUCCUAAAGUAUUAAGAUUCACUUAAAGCAUUGCCAGCUAGGCUGUGAGGUAUGGAGUUGUUUAUGAGGUGGUGACAGCCACCCCAUACUAUCUCAAGGCGUGCUAAUGUGGAUUUAAUGAUGACAGGCUUCCUGGUGGAUGCGAAAUCUGCCUCUGGGAUUCUUGCUUCUGAAACAUAUAACAAUCUUGAUAACUCGGAGUAGGUGUUUGCAUUGACUCUGCUUUCCCCAAGCAAAGUAAAAGUAAAAAUAAAAAUAAUAAAUUCAGGAAAUGCUUCAGAAAUGCUUUAGCGACAAUUUCAGUUUUGUGAAAGGGAGGUGGCUGUUUGUGAACACUAUAGUGGGACUACCAUGUAACUGGAAACAGCUGGGUUUUAUUUCCCCCCGAAAAGUACCACUACUACUAUUAUCACAGGGAGAUUAGUAUUUAUUAUUCGACUGCUGAUUGUUGUGAACUGAGGAAAGCAGCUGUGUGUGUCCUGGAUAUCAUAUGUAUUCUUACAGGGUUUUUUCCAGAAGGCUUGCUGCAGCAACAAAAACUGUUCAGUUCAGAAUCUGAUAGAGCCACACCCCAAGCCCUAGGAGAUUGUCUGGGUUUCCCGUGGCAUUUGAAAAAUCCUGCCUUGUAUUAAAAAUGGCUGGUAUUUUUCUGCUGAAUGGCUUUCUACCAAUCCACCCCCAUUGUCCAUAUUUGGGUAUUACAAAUACCCCUGUUAGGGGAAACCUACCUUUUUAGGCAUUGGGAGUGGAUGUGGUUUCUAAAAGAGGGGAAGAGUUCAUCCAGCGAUAUCAGAAUGGGUUCAAAGAGAGCAUAUUGUGUAAGAAGCACCUUUGAAAUAGGGGCAUCUUCUGAAAUGGAAAGGCUUUCAGAUGGAAAGAUGCUCAAGAACAAUCCUGACUGUAGCUCCCCUUUCCUGUUUAGUAAGCUCCCCCUGCCCCCCCCCCGAAAUACCUGCUGGCAUUUAGAAUUCAUUCUGAUAUAUAUUUAUCGCCAAGGUACUAACUCAACCGAUAGAUCUUUCAGAAUGAGAGCUUUCGUACUCUGCACUGGGAGCUGCUGUGGAGAACAAAGGAAUCUAUUCCUGGGCUUUAUACCUUUUUAGAAGGAAAAUGUUGACUAGCCAGAAAAAUCCACCCACACCUUUCAACUAUUAAGCUGCAAACUAGGAGCUCAAUAUGGAGUUUUCCCUUGUCUUGUCUGCCAUUGAAUGGCUUGUAUUCAUGGACCAAUAUCCCCCAUAGGGCAGCCGUGGGGCUUCUUCUGCACAUACUGGAUUGCAGCCAAUAUUUCUCUGUGCAGGGUUAUAAUAUUUAAUGCUAAGCUUUGCUGCUAUAGAUUACCUGUCAGUGAUGUAAUUUCCUGAUCUGUCAGAGAGCAGACUAAGAAGGUUGCUGUUUAUUCUCUCAUUGCCUUGCUUUUCCCCCAUCCACACCUAAGACUCAGUGGGACUUGCUGCUGAACAGUCAAGUAUGUGGUUGCACUGUAAGACAACUAACAGAUUUUCUUUUGCACGGUUAUGCGAACAUUUGUCUGACCAUUUGAAAGGAAUUCUACUUGAAGUUUUCUACUUGCAGCCAAAGCCAAAAGCACAUAUAGUCGUACCUUGGUUUUCGAACGUAAUCCAUUCCGGAAGUCCAUUCAAAUUCCAAAAAUGUUCAAAAACCAAGGCACGACUUUCGAUUGGAUGCAGGAGCUUCCUGUACUCAAUCAGAAGCUGCGGAAGCUACAUCUGACAUUCGGCUUGCAAAAAACAUUCACAGACUGGAACACUUACUUCAGGGUUUGCGGCAUUCGGGAGCCAAAAUGUAUGAGUACCAAGGUGUUUGAGAACCAAGGUACGACUGUAUUGCUAAGAUUGUACCAUUGCAGAAUGCAGGUGGGUGUAGGUUGAAAUAUUCUCCCAUGUCACAUAAACCCAUACCCUCCAAAAAAUUCCCAAUGAAAAUAAGGACACCCUAUUCAAUUAAUAGCUGUGGAUUAAACCACAGAGCCUAGGGCUUGCCGAUCAGAAGGUCGGCGGUUCGAAUCCCUGCGGCGGGGUGAGCUCCCAUUGCUCGGUCCCUGCUCCUGCCAACCUAUUAGUUCGAAAGCACAACAGUGCAAGUAGAUAAAUAGGUACCGCUCCGGCAGGAAGGUAAACGGCGUUUCCGUGCACUGCUCUGGUUCGCCAGAAGCGGCUUAGUCAUGCUGGCCACAUGACCCGGAAGCUGUACGCCGGCUCCAUUGGCCAAUACAGCAAGAUGAGCGCUGCAACCCCAGAGUCAGUCAUGACUGGACCUAAUGGUCAGGGGUCCCUUUACCUUUAUUUAAUAAUAAUAAUAAUUAGUUUGUGCUCCUUUUGUCUUGGGGGGGUGUAAUUUGAAAUUUGAAGACAGGGGAACGAUACUGUGCUUUUUCUCUCUGUGUGAUUCUAUUCUGAUUAGUUCCCAGAGAGAAAAUCCCCGAGCUGCAAACGGAAUACCUUCUUCAGAUUAAUCCUUGUUGCCCUUUUGAUUUUAACCUGUAACCAUCUAGAUGCUGUGUAGUGUCUUAUGAGCAGACUCCAUGGGUUUACCCCUCCCUCCCAUUUUAGUCUGCAGUAUGUGAAUUAGAUUCCUAGAAAGCGUUCCGCUCUAGUUGGCUGUAUGCUCUCCAAAGAUUCUGGUACCAAGAGACGUUAGAGAGCCUAUACGUGGUGACUGACUUAGCAGUUGUGUCAGAAAGUUGGGUUUGGUGUGUUCCUUUGAGCAUUGCCUUUUUUGGUAAUGAAAUGCAGAUAAGGCUCAGGCUCUCCAGACUAUAUCACUUCAUAGAUAUUAUGCUGGCAAGUCAUCUGUAUAAAGGGGCCAUAUUAUUUUGCAUCAAGUGAGAGCUUGAAAGAUCAGUAAUGUUGGCUUUACCUGAAAACUUGCUUCUCUGCCAUGGCACAGGGAAAGGGUCCUUGCAACUCCUUCCUCCUCAGCAUGAACCAACACAAACUUGGGCAGACCUUUCAGAUUAGGCCGCUUCCCCUCCGAUAUCGGCUAAGAAUUCCUGAAGCAUCUCUAAUACCUGCGGACGACAAGCUACACACCGCCAAGCACCUAUGGAGCAUAAGUUUCAGAUAUAGCUUCUGUUGCUGCGGAGGUGGUGAUGGAGAAUCACCUUCACCUGCAUGUUGGCUCAUGCAGUGGAAAGCACCUGAGGUGCAUUGUAAGAGGGGUCCAUGUCCUUGGCUUUGGAGGAGGACCAGUCUGGGAAACAGAGUGAACCCCUGGCCAGCCAGUUCCUUAGAGGAAUAGUUGCAUUUUCUAAGCAAUUAGAAACCAAUCAAUCUUUUACAUUCCUCCUUUGAUCGUACUACCUACUUCCAAAGGCUCUUUUCCUGUGAAACAAGUAUGUUAAAGCUGCAUUUCUUGCUAUUGUUGCUUGCAGUAUAUAUCAUAUUGCUGAUCUUGCCCAGGCAUGAGUCUGUCUGUGAAUUGUUUGCUUGUCACUUCGGGUUGCCUUGGGCAAGAUAAAGCAACUAACUAACCAGUGGCAUUGGGGGGAGGGGGGCACAGACCAGGAAGUGACAACGGAAGGACUCUUCUUUUCUUAUCUCUGUGGCUGCGAUCUCCUGGGUGAUAUUGUUAGGUAGUUGAAUGCGCAUGCGUACUCCAUCCAUUUCUCUCCCACCCACCUCUACCUCUGCGUGGCCCGGGGAGUUGGCAAACCAUGCUACGACACUGUAACUAACUGAGAGAUAAUACAGUGGUACCUCGGGUUACAUAAACUUCAGGUUACACACUCCGCUAACCUAGAAAUAGUGCUUCAGGUUAAGAACUUUGCUUCAGGAUAAGAACAGAAAUCGGGCUCUGGCAGUGCAGCGGCAGCAGGAGGCCCCAUUAGCUAAAGUGGUGCUUCAGGUUAAGAACAGUUUCAGGUUAAGUAUGGACCUCCAGAACGAAUUAAGGACUUAACCCGAGGUACCACUGUAUAGUAAGAAGCAGAAGAUUUGGGGUUUUUUGGAAAGCUUAUAAUGUGACGUUGCAGUUCAUAAGUAAUCAGUUAGUUAUGAUUCUGCAAAAUGAGCCUCUGAAUAUUUUUGUAAAUUUAUUUGUGUAUUUUAGGGGAUUUUAAAUGUAAUCAGUAUGAACUGUAUGAAUUAGAAGGAUGAAUGGAAGCUGGAAAUAAAGGUGAGCUUGAUGAGAUUGCAAAAAAAGGAAAAUAGGAAAUAAAUAGGAAUUUGUUUUAAGCGAAACAUCAGUCUUCAAAAAAUAACGCUUCUUGGAAGAUAUGUCAUAUUCUAGGUCAGAGGUGCCCAUUUCCCUAGAAGUACCCUGAUAACUCCUGUGGUCACAUCUGUAAUUGUGAUGUCGGUCUACUUGUCAUAUAUCAAGAAACAGAGGGAGUGGAAUAUGAGAACUCUGGGGACAGGGGUAUUUUGGGGCAAAAACUUCUGUCGCACCCGUGGGAGCAGUAAGAAUCUUCCACCACUUCCCCAUCUCCACCCACCCAUCUGUGCUACUUGGCUGGCCAUCUGGUUAGACCAAGCCGCCAUAUAACUAUUAUCGCUGCAGAGCAUAUGUGAAUGUGUAUGACUGAGAGUGCCUGAAUGGAUGAAUUAAUAAAUCCUUUUUUAAAAAAAAACGCACCUGGUAACAUGGCCUUGACACCUGUGCUUUCCUCCUCCGAACCUGGGUUGCAUCCAUGACACCUGUGUUAGAUUACAGCAAACUGGAGCUAUUCCACUCUCCUAGCGGGCGUCGAAAAAUGGAGAAUGCAUGCAGAGAAUUGUGUGGUGGUUUCAUUAUUCUUUUUUUAAGAUUAAAUAUUUAACAUUUAGGGUAGUUCUGAAAAGCCCAUACCUCAUUCUGGAGUUGGUGUUCGCUUGGGAAAUAAAACCUUAAAACAAUGCAUGCUGCGGCCUUCUGCAUUUUGAGUGACAGGAAUGUGUCUGAUACUUAACAUUAAGCUGUUGGUUCUUCCGCGAGUUGUGCUUCACUUUGUGUUUCUGCCGUUGCUCCCAUACUUGCAUUUUGUGGGACAUAAUUAAGAUAAUCUGCCUUUCCUCCCCUCUUUCUAAAAGGAUACAGAAGCUAUGAAGAGAGCAUUGGCCUUAAUAGAUUCCAAGAUGAACCAAGCCAAGGGCUGGCUUAGAGACCCCAACGCUCCAGCAGGUAACUUUAAGUCCUUGCUGCUUUUGAUCAAAAUUGGACCCACACUUAGGAUGGGAAGGCAAAAAUUCUGUACUGAGGACAAUUCUGUACCAAGAAUAUGCAAUUUGCAUAAAUCAAGCCCUUCGUCCCCCAUCCAAUAUACACCAAGCUUAUUUUUAUUUUUCCAUAGCAUAUUUUGCUCUUGUAAAUAGUUGGGAAGGGCAAAGAGCUAUCCGGGACAUGGAAGAGCCAUCCCUGGAAAUACUCCUUAGCUCUGUCCUCUCCCCAACCUUUGAGUAACUGGCAUGGCCUACACUCUCUUGAGCCUGAAUUUGAAGUCCUGUGUGUCACCUUUUUAAACAGCUAGCACUCUUAGCACUGUUAUUGAUAUGUACUGAAGUUCUCACCCUGGGCCAGCAGGGGGAUACUGUAGAUAGUUUUCACUCAGGUCCACAUAUGCAAAUAAGGGAUUGAAAGUGACGUUCAAUGAUUGGAUAGUUACAGAAAGUGUUACAGUUGCGUUGUAGUGGAGCUCUAUAUAAGCAGGCUGGCUGAAUCCUUCAGUUCAGUUCUGUUCUAGCCCGUGAAUAAACAAGAGCUGUUUGAAGAAUCGCCGUGUCGUCUGAUAUGUUCACCCACAACUUAACAGUUAUUAUCAUUAAAAUGAAAGCUGAGAUUCUUGGGAUGCUGAACAACAAGCUGUAAGCUAGUCUGUGAUGUGAUAACUCAGUUACAGCAUUACUGUGGUACUCCAAAUGGAAGCUCUUAAGACACUGUUCUUUCAAAUAUUAAUGCAAAACAAAUUGAUUCUAUGCUAAGUGGUUUGGAAAGCUUUGCUUAUCUUACCAUCCAAAUUAUUUAGUUCGGAACCCUUUCCAAAUUAGUAUUCUGGUACAGCUGCUCUUCUUGGAAAGAUGUCGCAUAUUUAUUACCGUACUAGCAGAGCUCUGCUGUUCCAAAAUGUGUCCUACAUUAAAAUAAGCAUACAAGGGUGGAACAGUGGAACUGAUAAAAUUUAAUGCUGCCUCUGCAUCUUGACUUGGUUAUGUUGGCUCUCGAGAGCAUGGAUCAGAUUUUGCAUCUGUAUUUUAUUCACUGGAACCCGUAAGAAAAGCCUAUAAAAGUGCAGUGUAUAUGUCAUACCGUCAUGAGUUAACUUCAUGAAACGUUGCUGGAUUUGGAUUGUGAAGAAUCUUGUUUAUUUUCCUUUCCACAUAUAAAGUAAAGAUGUUGCUUUGGACAGGAGAUCAAACUAAACUGGAAGUUUUCUUAUACUAUGUAUACUUUAUGGCCCGGGUACUUUUCACAUGCUCUGAACCUGUGUUUCCCCAACUUGGGCCUCCAGCUCUUUUUGGACUACAACUCCCAUCAUCCCUAGAUAGCCAAGUCAGGGAUGAUGGGAGUUGUAGUCCAAAAACAGCUGGAGACCCUGCUCUAAAGCAAAGGUAGCUAACCUGUGGCCUUCAAGGUGCUGUUGGACUUCAGCUCCCAUCAGCUCUAGCCAGCAUGACCAAUCAAGGUUGGCCCAAGACAUUUUGCUACCCAAAGCAAAGGAUGGCAUGGUGCCCCAGUCCCAUGGCAUAUACCAAAGCUCGUCAGACUGGUAGACUUGUACUUCCAAGACAGGCAAUGGAACAGCAUAUUUCACAACACUGGGAGGCAGCAGGAAAACCUAAGGCGUGCAGGACAGGGUACGUGGCAUACACAGCUGUGUUCUCCAAUGCCACACUGCUGCUGUCUCCCCGCCAGUUGCCCAGUUCUACCCAAUGGUAGCGCCACACCUGUGGCUGACAGUCAGGGAUGCUGGGAGAUGUAGUCUAACAACAUCUGGAGGACCUCCAGGAGAUGGCGCUAUCACAGUUGUAAAGAUUGCUGUACAUGCCGAAGAACAGAAACACAGGGAAAUUUUUGAAAAGUGUAUGUGUCAUUCUUUCUCUAAAAUUAUGCAGGAGAAAAAUAACUCCCACUUUAGUCUUAGCAUUGAAAUUAAUUGGGUUCUAGUGGCGUGCAUUAUACCUAAUCCGCUGAAAUGAUAUGCCUAUUUCUACAACAACGUUACCCUGCUGCAAGUACGCUGUUAUAUUACGACGGAUUAUAUUUCUUGUACAACACAUUCAGUAAUUUUCUCCGGUGUGAAUAAUGCAUGAGUCUUCAUUGUCUGCAUUCCCACAUUCUUGCUUCCUAGGAGACUCUGGCGAGCAAGCCAUAAGGCAGAUCCUGGAUGAAGCAGGGAAAGUUGGAGAGCUCUGUGCAGGCAAAGAACGCAGAGAGAUUCUAGGAACCUGUAAAAUGCUUGGCCAAUUGACUGACCAAGUGGCUGAUCUUCGAGCUAGGUAAACAUAUUCUCGCUAACUAAAUACGUUUAACCCUGGGACUAUGAAAUAGCAAUCCUGCCGUUCUAAGAAAGCAACACAAAAGAUAAAUUAAAUGUCUUUAUUUUGCCAACAUACUAAUAGUGGUGGACAUCAUGUUUCUGUGCGUUGUCUCUGCCCUGCAUUCUGCCCCACCUGCCUCCAUAAUUUUCAUGGAGGAUUCCUGUAAUUCAGUUCAUGCACAGUUUUGUCUUGCCAAAGCUUUCUUUUUUUUUUCUUUUCUUUUUUUUAUUCAAAAUUAUAACAAGACAUAUUAUCCAAAAACAUAUCAUCCUUAUUUCCCCCCCAUUUUUCCUCCCUCCCCCUCCCCCUCCCACACAGAACCCACCCCCCACCCCACCCCCGACUUCCCUCAGUUCCAGUCUUUGGUUUCUCUAAUAAUGCUGUUUUCUGCAUGUUACAAAGUUGUAUAGAUCCUAUUAUCAGUAAAAAAAUUGUGAAUGUUUAUUCAAAACCUGCCAAGGAGUCCAGUUCACUUUGUUGCGUCUUCAGAUACUUUGUAAAAGGUUUCCAUUCAUCCUUAAAAUCACAGUUAUCCUUGUCCCGUAGCUUAUAUGUCAAUUUUGCCAGUUCUGCAUAGUCCAUCAAUUUUUCUUGCCAUGAUUCUUUAGUUGGGGUUUCUUCAGUCUUCCAUCCUUGUGCUACCAGAACUCUCACGGCCGUUGUCGCAUACAUGAAGAUGUUUUUCAACUUUUUUGGCAGGUCUUUCCCUACAAUCCCCAACAAAAAUGCCUCGGGUUUUUAAACAAAUGUUAAAUGGAACAUUUUCUUCAAUUCGUUGUAUAUCAUUUCCCAAAUAUUUUUAAUUACCUUACAAUCCCACCACAUAUGAUAAAAUGUUCCCUCCUUUUCCUUACACUUCCAACAUAUAUUUGAACUAGUUUUGUACAUUUUCCCUAACUGCACUGGUGUUGUGUACCAUCUGUACAUCAUCUUCUUGUCUUGCCAAAGCUUUCUGUUCCUUUUGUGCUAUUUCUUCCUCCACUCCUUCAGGAAACCCAAAUGCACAAGUGAUUGUGGGUUGAAUCCACCUAAGGCAUAUUCAGUUGCAGAAAUCAGUGGAUGUAACAAAUUGAAACCUAUUUGACUUCAGUGGGGCUACAUUGCUGUGUUGAUUACAACCUUCUGCGUAUUAAAACACCGAGCAGUUGUUGUUUUGUUCUUCUUUUAAAUAAUGUGAUCUGAUUCAUUAUCACAUCAACAUCCCUAUUGGUUAUUUGGAAGAUCUCAUGUUUGCCAAUGUUGACUUGGGUGUGCAUGGUCUCCCGUUUAUUUAAAGGAGCAUAGACCUUCCCCAGUUUUAAAGGGAAGUGCUUAUGUGCACAUUCUUCCAUUUAAAAAUAAAGAUGGCUUUGAGUUGGGGAGAAGUGGCUGAAUCGUGUAGGUGCCCCCUUAUCUGGCCCUUAAUGCUUAUUUAGUUCCUCAUUUAAGGGCCUCUCUGUUUUGAUUUCACAUUUGCAUUCUAGUUCUGAUCUUAACUACACUCUGGGAUACAUGAAUUUUCACAUGACUUGCUAGCCUUCUGUCGUUUCUGGUUGCCACUGAACCCUCUCCUCCACCUGGUGUACUGUGUCUGCCAGAAAACUCAGGAAAGAGCAGGGUUUUAAAAAAUUAUUAUGCAACUUGGAGCUGGCAGAAGCGGCAUGAGCAUUAUGCUCAUUUAAUGUCACGCUGAGAACCUUUCAGGGGGACUUGUCGUUGAUGAACUGAUGAGUGGAUUUAUGGAGGCCUGAUUGUACUGCCUAGAAAAAAUACACUUAUGCUUUCACAUCUGGAUUGGAGAAUGGAUCCCGGAGUCUUCAAAACUUGCUUUCCAAUUAAGCCAAAGCAAUUUUAACAGUUCAACAUGCAUGAAAUGCUUCCUUUGAAUUUUAGCAUUAUUGGCAGCAAAUGGGCAGCUUUCACUGAGUGGUUUAUUAAUCAGCAUUGUGACAGCACACAAAGUACGUUGUCCUCCGCAAAUUUCAUUGCAGCAAGGAAAAGAGAACAAAGUGCAGUCUGAAAUGAACGGAUUGUAGUCUGAAAGGUGGUUCAGGCAGGAGUAACACCAAUUCCCUGCCCCGGGCAUUGAGGCCCCCAGCUUUCAGGGGUAGAGACAACUUCCCUCCAUCUUUGCAGUUCUUGCUUGCAUCCUACAAUACUACUUCUUAUAUAAAUCAGCAGCAACUACUGAGCUAUUGGGAUGCAGGUGGCGCUGUGGUCUAAACCACUGAGCCUCUUGGGAUUGUCGAUCUGAAGGUCAGAGGUUCGAAUCCCUGCGACAGAGUGAGCUCCCAUUGCUCGGUCCCUGCUCCUGCCAACCUAGCAGUUCAAAAGCAUGUGAAAAAUGCAAGUAGAUAAAUAGGUACCGCUCUGGCAGGAAGGUAAACAGCGUUUCCAUGCGCUGCUCUGGUUUUGCCAGAAGCGGCUCAGUCAUGCUGGCUACAUGACCCGGAAAAACUGUCUGUGGACAAACACUGGCUCCCUUGGCCUGUAAAGUGAGAUGAGUGCCACAACCCCAGUGUCUGCGACUGGACUUGACUUAACUGUCAGGGGUCCUUUACCUUUACUGAGCUAUUAUAUGGGAUUAGUUAAGUCAAUAGGCUAUAACUGCAAGAGUGUGUUGGGUUUUACAUGCCUUUCUUUCCCCUUGAACAGAGGACAAGGUGCUACACCGCUAGCCUUGCAGAAGGCUCAGCAAGUGUCCCAAGGCUUGGAUUUACUCACAGCAAAAGUGGAAAAUGCAGCUCGCAAGCUGGAGGCUAUGACCAACUCUAAGCAGGCAAUUGCAAAGAAAAUUGAUGCCGCUCAGGUAAUCGCAGUCCAAAUGAUCCCUCCCAGUUCCGCUGAACCGCGAUGGGUCCUGGCAAACUAGCAUACAGGUUAAUUCUUACAUUGAGUCCUCCUUCAGUUGUUUCACGCCAGUCAAUCUCUGGAAUGGGUUUCAAAUUGCUUUGCCUUAAUCAUUUUUAAAUACGCUGUUGCUUUCUAUGCAUUUUGCAUUUGCAGCAGAUUUAUAUGCGUCUUGUAUUGUUUUGUGAUGCUUCAUAGGAAGCGAAUCAAUAUUAAUAAUAUAAUUUGGAUUUCUUCUAGCCAGGGCAUCCUAUUUUGUUUCAGCCGUUGCAGUUAUUUGACUUUAAAGGGAGGACAGGGAAUCAGCUCCCAUCAGACCCAGCUAGCCCCAUGGCCAGUGGUGAGGAGCCGAUGGGGCUUUGUAGUCCAACAUCUUCGGCAGUGCAAUGUGUUCCUCAUACCUGCUUUAAAGACUGUCCACCAAUGGCUCUCAGAUAAGGGCUUCCUCUUGCAGUACUUUGAAAGGCUUGGGCACAUUCUUGCAAGUCGUACCCUUCAUCUUUCUUGAAGAGUAGCUGUUUGUGGAGCAAGACUCCUGUUCUGGCGUUCACAUGUCAAGGUGGAAGAGAGAAAAGGGGAGUGUUCUAGCAUGACAUUUUUAAGGUCUCUUCCUGCAAAGGUGUGACUUUCAAGGAUGCACUUCUGUUUCAGAAAUAAUAAUAAUAAUAAUAAUUUCAUUAUUUAUGCCUUGCCCAUCUGGCUGGGUUUCCUCAGCCACUCUGGGCUGCUCCCAACAGAAUAGUAAAAACAUGAUCAAACAUUAAAAACUUCCCUAAACAGGGUUACCUUCAGAUAUCUUCUAGAAAUCAGAUAGUUGCUUAUUUCCUUGACAUCUGAUGGGUGCCACUACUGAGAAGGCCCUCUGCCUGGUUCCUUGUAACCUCACUUCUCACAGUGAGGGAACUGCCAGAAGUCCCUUAGAGCUGGACCUCAGUGUCCGAGCUGAACGAUGGGGGUGGAGAUGCUCCUUCAGGUAUACUGGGCCGAGGCCAUAUUUCAGCUUUGUUAAUCUUGUCCUCCCAUAUCUUUUUAAAACUCAAACAAAAUCUUACUUACUUUUUUUAAAAGAAAAAGAACAUCAAUAUAUUUAUUUCAACCUAGCUAAAUUUGAGGUGUACGAUAGCAUUUCAGACUAUUGCACCACAAAAGGUUCAAAUACUGUAAGUGGAUCUUUGUGCGUCAACAUGUUCUUUUUACAUCAAGAGCUGGCUGGCAGAUCCUCAUGGGGGAAGCGAAGGAGAGGAACACAUUCGAGGCAUUAUGGCUGAAGCCAGGAAAAUUGCAGAGCUCUGCGAGGACCCCAAAGAGCGAGACGACAUUUUGCGGUCCCUCGGAGAAAUCUCGGCGCUGACUGCUAAGUUGUCGGACCUCCGGAAACAGUAAGUAUUGACAUGAGCAUGGCUGCUUCCAUGUAAGUUCCAUUGGUCUUAAGUCUCAUGGACUCUGUAGUUUGCUUUGUGCGUUUAUGACUGGCUAGCAGUAUGGCUGUAUGGCUGUCCCAUUAGCUUCUGUUGGCGAAGGAAAGCGUUCUCUUGGCAUGUCCACACCAGAGACUGGAACUAGUUCAGUGGCCAUUUCCUCUUCCCACACAACUAUGGGAAUCAUUGUUUUUGUAGCUAUGAUUUAUUACAUUUCUAUACUGCCCUUCAACCCUUCAAUCAUCGUUUUUGUAGCUAUGAUUUGUAUACCGCCCUUCAUCCGAAGAUCACAGGGCAAUUUGCAAUAAAACAGAAAGAAUACAUACCAUAACAAAAACAACACCUGCCAGAGAUCGUUCAGUUAGUCAAAGGCCUGGGGGAAGAGGAAUGUUUUUGCCUAAAGAGAUGUAGCAAAGGUGCCAGGCAAGUCUCCCUGGGGAGAGCAUUCCACAAGUGCGGGGCCACCACAGAAAAGGCUUGCUCUUGUGUUGCUGCCCUCCAGACUUCUAGCAUAGGAGGUGCAUGAAAAGCGCCCUCAAAUGAUGAUCGUAGUGUCCAGCUCGGUUUAGGAUGUGUGUGCAACGGAUCUCUCAACAGAAUUCUCUGCACUUUGCCCAACUACCAUACCCCAGGAUUAUUUGGAAGAAGCCUUGGCGGGUGGCGCUGUGGGUUAAACCACAGAGCCUAGGACUUGCUGAUCAGAAGGUCGGCGGUUUGAAUCCCCGCAACGGGGUGAGCUCCCGUUGUUCGGUUCCUGCUCCUGUCAACCUAGCAGUUCGAAAGCACGUCAAAGUGCAAGUAGAUAAAUAGGUACCACUCCGGUGCGAAGGCAAAUGGCGUUUCCGUGCGCUACUCUAGUUCGCCAGAAGCGCCUUAGUCAUGCUGGCCACAUGACCCGGAAGCUGUACGCCGGCUCCCACGGCCAAUAAAGCGAGAUGAGCACCGCAACCCCAGAGUUGGCCACGACUGGACCUAAUGGUCAGGGGUCCCUUUACCUUUAAGUGACAUGCAUUUGUAGUGUUGCUAGGGCCCCAGUAUUUUUAAAUGUGUCGGAAAUGGUCUUCAAUGAAGAAUUUCACUUGGUGUUGUUAGUUGAACUUUCCUUGCCGGAAUUGCUUUCAUUCAUUAAGCUACUUGCUUUCCUUUUUUAAAGAUUGCCUUGACUCAUCCUUUGUGAAAAUGCAGACCACAGUGCUUUGUUGAAUGCAGUUAAGCGUAGUAAAUAGCAUAUUCACAGCUACGAUACGUAAACGUCUUAUUAACAGAAACCAACCUACUUUUUGAACUGAUUUUAAUGAGGUUUCCUUAACAGAUUUUUCUUCUUCUCUGCAGUGGAAAGGGGGAUUCUCCCGAAGCCCGUGCAUUAGCAAAGCAAAUAGCGACAUCGCUGCAGAAUUUGCAGUCUAAAACCAACAGGGCUGUUGCAAACAGCAGGCCUGCCAAGGCUGCUGUCCACCUAGAAGGGAAGAUUGAGCAAGCUCAGAGAUGGAUAGACAACCCUACAGUUGAUGACCGUGGAGUAGGUGAGUGUUUUAAUUUUUCUGUGCGUGUGAACAUGAACUCAGGUGGGAGUUGAGGUCCACCUAGUGGCUCAAUGCAAAAUCGCUGCUCCAACAAUCAUUUCCAACAAUCCCUCCCUCUCCUUUGGAACCGGCAGCUCUCUAUUCUGGGAAGCCAAAGAACCAGAGAAUUAUCAAGUUGGAAGAGGGACCACAAGGGAAGCUUUAAUGUUUGAUGUUAUAUCUCUUUAUUAUUAAUAAUCUGUUGGGAGCCGCCCACAGUGGCUGGGGAAAUAUUAUAAUAUAGGGUCAUCUAAUCUGCAAUGCAGGAAUCUCAAUCAAGGAAAAUCCAGGAGCGAGGACAGCAGAAGCCAACAAAAUAACAAAGAACAACCUCUGCUAAACAUAAGAUAACAAAUAAAUGAUCGGGAAUCUUAGGCAAACUGGAGAAUGAGUAAUUGAAAACAACGGGCAGCCCAAAAUAAAAAUCUAUAUAGCACCAUGAGGCCAUCUUUUUUUUAACCUGCACAGAAAUCCCCUUCACAAGUGGUCUUUUCUCUGUGAUGACUUCAGGUGGGACAUCCCAAAGCCGACUCGUAUAAGCCCGGAAAACUACAGAGAAAAUAGGGCUGCCUAGUUAUUAGGGAGGACGUGUUGCAGCAUGGUAGCAUUUCAGAGUACCUAGGGGAAGGUAGUGAUUAUGCUGGCACUAAAGCUUAACAAUGGCAACUCUGCUUUACUUUCGAGAGUGGUUGUCAGGCUUCAGGGACUUGGUUCCCGCCCCCCCCCCCUUUGGCCAUAGAUAAGCAGGACAAAGCGAAAAGAGUCGCUUACCAUUUAAAGAGAUUUUAAUGAUCACAGCAAAAGAACAAAGCAGCCAUUCUCGGAAUGAUGGUGUUCCCAGUUAAGGUUUCCACCCACUUCCCUCCUAGUCACUUCUGUGCCUUGCAACCUGAUUUCACAACCACUGUGCUUUUUGUGUAGCCACCUUAUCUACUCUACGUGACCUUGGACUGAUAGGCUGGACACUCUCCAGCGAGAGAGAGUCUGUUAGCUCUCUUUCUCUCCCAGUUCUUCUUCACUUUGCUGUUCAACCGCCAGUUUGUCUUCAGAACUGUGCCCCUCUGCAAACCAUUGUUCCAAAUCUAUACUGUUUCACUGCUCCUGGGCAGCUUCAGGAGCCUGGUCAGGAGCAGGGGGAGGCUCCCACCAUUCCUCAUCAAAGCAGUACUCCUCAGCCUGAUCUCUUGACAGUGGUGGCACUACUGUUCUAAUUUCUCUUGCUCCAUAAAUUAAGCAAGAUGAAUCACUUUCAAUGCAGGUCAGGCUGCCAUCCGGGGUCUUGUGGCCGAAGGUCGCCGUCUUGCCAAUGUCAUGCUGGGACCUUAUCGCCAGGACCUGCUCGCCAAAUGUGACCGUGUGGAACAGCUGGCUGCCCAGUUAGCUGACCUGGCAGCACGAGGCGAAGGGGAAUCUCCUCAAGCCAAGGCAAUUGCUGCCCAGCUGCAGGACUCAUUGAAGGUAAAUAAAAACAGUAUUUGAAAAGAGAAGGAAGAGCUCAUGUCGGACAGUGUGUUGCCAGUCUAUAUGCGUUAACUAACAAAGCCAGAGAAUCUUCCUGUUCAAGCUACUGGUCUUUGCAACAUAGAUUAUAGACAUAAAUGCUUUGGACACAAUCUACAUUCUUUUGCUGCUGUGCAUCCUCCAUUAAUUUAACUUAAUUCCAAUUAAUUCCAAUUCCAAUUACCCCUACCACCCAUUGCUGGCCAUUUCCUGACGGAAGUGACGUUUGGCAGUUUGGGGCAUAGAGCUCCUCACAGAACUCUUGUGGAUUGGGCCCAGUUCUUGCUCAAUAAAAGCUAAAGGAUCCCUGGACAGUUAAGUCCAUUCAAAGGCGACUAUGGGGUUAUGGCACACAUCUCGAUUUAAGGCCAAGGGAGCCGGCGUUUGCCCACAGACAGCUUUUCAGGUCAUGUGGCCAGCAUGACUAAACCGCUUCUGGCGCAACGGGACACCGUGAUGGAAACCAGAGUGCACAGAAAUGCCGUUUACCUUCCCGCCACAGCUUUGCCUAUUCACUUGCACUGGCGUGCUUUCGAACUGCUAGGUUGGCAGGAGCUGGAACAGAGCAACGGGAGCUCACUCCAUCGUGGGAUUCGAACUACCGACUUUCUGAUCAGCAAGCCCAAGAGCAGGCUUCCUCAAACUUGGCCCUCCAGAUGUUUUGAGACUGCAGUUCCCAUCAUCCCUGACCACUGGUACUGUUAGCUGGGGAUCAUGGGAGUUGUAGGCCAAAAACAUGUGGAGGGCGAAGUUUGAGGAAACCUGCCCAAGAGGCUCAGUCAUUUAGACCACAGCACUAGUGUGGAGCCAUGUUGGUCUUGCUCCACGUCAGCCACCUCACAUUCUUAAUAGCAACCUCCCUUCUUUCCUAGCUUUGCUUUUUUAGUGUUCUGGGUUAGGGAUAUAGACUAAAAAUCUAGCUAGAUGGUGAAUUGGGAGUGGGGCGUCAGGGGCCCUACUGUCACGGUCCUUCUCACGGUCCAUCUCUGAAGGUCUCCUAUCUGUUUGUAACUUCAGCUUUAUGGCUGAGCCUUGUUUGAACCUAGGCUGUCCAUAUUCAGAUCCAGCGUUUUACUUUUGCACUGCACUUCAUCAUGGCAAACCCAUUUCUGUGUUUUGACACGGAGCGUUUGCAUUCCUAUUAAGGAUCUGAAAUCAAGGAUGCAAGAAGCCAUGACCCAGGAAGUAUCUGAUGUGUUCAGCGACACAACAACACCAAUCAAACUGUUGGCAGUAGCGGCUACUGCUCCUCCAGACGCCCCCAACAGGGACGAGGUGAGUCUGUUCCCAGCAUGCACCAGUCUUUAAGUUACAGUGAGCAACUAUAAUUCUGUGUAGGCCAAAGUAAUAGUCAGAUGUUAGACUUUUUAUACUUAAAUGGUUUCCCCACCCCCCACCCCUGAGGAAAAAGAAUGCAAUUGGUGUCCACAGUUUGCAACAUUACCAUAACUUAAUCCAGGUGUAGCCAAAUGUUUUGGAGUAGGGGUACAUUCUGAGUCUUGAGUGUUCUGCGGGUGCCAGUCACAAAAUGGCUGCCCUGGGUUGUGUGACUUAACACAAAAUGAGAGAGACAGCCACCCCAACAACCUUAUGCUUAUCACAGGAAGUCAGUUGUGUCCUUCUGGUCCUUACAGUGGAGGUCACACACAGAUGUUAUUGCUAUCUAAUGACAACAGGGAGUAUUCCUCAGUACCAGAAAAAAUAUACAAGGCAGACAUGCCACUCACAUUCCACAGAAAUCACUUGGAAGGGUACCUUUACAUUUUGUCACAUGUCUUUUUAAUGGAAGCUCGGAGUCUGGGGGCACCAGGUUGGUGACAACGGACUGACUGAACCAUCUUCCUUGAAAAGAAUUGCGCUUUUAAGGUGAUCUGAGGAAAGCUCUGUCUUUGGUACUCAUAUCUAUCAUGGCGCAUUCACGCCCAUUAUCAUUGUAGCCUUGUGUGUGUAAACCAGGGGUUAAAGGUAAAGGGACCCCUGACCAUUAGGUCCAGUUGUGACCGAAUCUGGGGUUGUGGCGCUCAUCUCGCUUUACUGGCCGAGGGAGCCAGCAUACAGCUUCCGGGUCAUGUGGCCAGCAUGACUAAGCCGCUUCUGGCAAACCAGAGCAGCGCACGGAAACGCUGUUUACCUUCCUGCCGGAGUGCUACCUAUUUAUCUAAUUGCACUUAGACGUGCUUUCAAACUGCUAGGUGGGCAGGAGAAACCAGGGCUUAGAAUUGCCAAAAAGAGUUCUGUCCAUAAGAAAUGUGUGCGUUACUCUGUUCAGGGAAGUUUUUAGUGUGUGACAUACACUAAAUUUUUGGUCUUUGUGGAAGCCGCCCAGAGUGGCUGGGGAAACCCAACCAGAUGGGCGGGGUACAAAUAAUAAAUUAUUAUUAUUAUUCAUCUUUCAGAGGGGUAGCUAGUCGGUUGCAGCAAAAAAAGCAAAAGAGCCCUGAAAGAUUAGCAGCUCGGUUUCUCUGCUGAACAGUUUUAGUUUUUUAAUAAAUCGCCAAAGAAUUAUAAAUUCAUCAUUGAUUAAACUAACCUUAAUUGAAGCACCUAGUCUGUAAUUGAAUGGGUUACUGUGAGUUGCUAUGGGCCCCUGGCUUGGUAUAAAACUCUGAACUGGCUGCAUUUUUUAAUCUGUGGUUGUUGAUGUAUUUCAACUUUCAGGUGUUUGAUGACAGGGCAGCCAAUUUUGAAAACCAUGCUGCCAGGCUUGGAGCUACUGCAGAAAAGGCAGCUGCAGUUGGAACAGCCAACAAAAGUACUGUCGAAGGCAUACAAGCAACUGUGAAGUCCGCAAGAGAGCUCACCCCUCAGGUAUCUCUCCCUCUCACUGUCAGAAACUCCGGUUUUGAUCGGAGCUCAAAGUCGUUUGACAAUGACAGCAACCACUCUCAUUUACCCCAGUCUUUCUUCAUUUUCUUGGUAUAAUUUAUGCCACAGAAUGGGGUCAUUUUGCUGCUGUUAUUGUUAAACUAUUGGAAGUCAGAAAUCCUCACCGAUCUACUGCAGAACGCCCAAAGAUCUGCACACUUCUGGUUGAACGUUCCCCAGUUUGCUCAGUUUGCAGCCACCAAAAGCUUCACCUGGAUGAAAAAUUCAGUUGUUCAGUUUCUAUUCAGAGAGUUCAUCUCCAAAAAGCAUGUAGUGGGGUUGGAGACGCCAGUAUCUGAACCUGAAGUUACUGUAUUUUUCGCUCUAUAGGACGCACCGGACCAUAGGAUGCACUGGACCAUAGGAGGGGGAGAACAGGGGGGAAAAAAAUCUGCCCCUCUCUGCUCAGCGCCCCUUCAACGAAGUAGCAGGAGAAAUGGAGCCCCUUCCAUUUCUCCUCCCGCUUCUCUGAAGGGGCGCUGUGCAGUGCCUCUCCAGCGAAGCAAAGCCUGGAGAGCAAGAGGGAUCGGUGUGCACCGACCCCCCCCUCUCUCUCUCCAGGCUUCAGGCGGCUAUCCGCAAGCCUUCGGAGCGUGGCGGGAACUCCUGCUGUGCUCUGAAGGCUUGCGGAUAGCUGCCUGAAGCCCCCGGAGCGCAGUGGAAGUUCCCUGCGCUCCAGGGGCUUCAGGCGGCUUCAGCGAAAGCAACGCGAAGCCUCCGGAGCGCGGGGGGAGCUCUCCCUCUGCGCUUUGGAGGCUUCGCGUUGCUAUCGCUGAAGACAAGGAGCCUGCAUUCGCUCCAUAGGACGCAUACACAUUUCCCCUUAAUUUUUGGAGGGGAAAAAGUGUGUCCUAUAGAGGGAAAAAUACGGUAAAUAAAUUGAAUGAGAGGAGUCAAAGAAUAAAACAUGAGUAUUUAACUAUUAGGAUGAGAUGAUUCGCUGUGUGAGAGACAGCACACAAAUCAAGAGGUUGAGAGAGGGUAACUUCCUUAAAUUGUAGGCUAUUUUUAGGAGUCUGUAAAAAAAAUCAAAAUCUAUAAAAUCUCAUAAAAAUGUAUGCAUAGGUUGGCUUAACCUACAGAAACAGAGGCUCGCUUUGACUGCAGUCUUAAGGAUUUACUUUCUAAGUCCCAUUGAAAUUAAUGAACACUUUCAGGUGAACAUUGCAUUUAUUUUAUAGCUUCGUCCCACUUCUCGGCCAAAAAGACCUUUUAGAAGUUAAGCUACAAUCUAAAAAGCUGCAAGAGGAGGGAAUUUCAGUGGGAGCUGGAUCCAGGCAUAAUCCGGGUGGCUGGCGUUAACUUCAUUUCCUCUGAUGGCUUCCAUAAGAAUGGUUCAUAGCAUCGUUGGGAUCGUGCCUGCCCCUUUUGCGUUUUUCAGUAGCAGCUUAAAAUUUCCUCUGAGGCUCAGUUGAAAACUAGAGAGCACCAUAAUCUUCCACCGUAUUCUCCUAAGGAAAGAAGGACCGGACAGCUUUUUAUGGUGUAUGGCGAAUCUUUCACUGACCAGAUUGUCAUGUAAUAUGUUCUCUCUCUGGUCAGUCUUCACACUUGGGUCUCUGGAUAAGCAGAUCCUUUGGGCGUCUGUUUCCUACUUUGGGAGCAUGUACUUCGAGUAGGAAUAAAUCUGAAGGAUUUCCUGUAUAGAAAAAGUAAUUUUACAAGCUGUUGUGUAAUAGUCUACUUACAUUCACGUGAUGAAAGUAUUUUAACAAUUACUAUUUGCGCUAGAGACUUCCGUAAUUUCUUGGCUUUAUUUUGUUGUUGUUUUCUUCUAAAUAAAGGCGGUAAUUAAAUAAUAAUAAUUUUGUGCAGUCCCCAUGUCAUAAUUGGGAAUUCUGCUCUUUGGAAAUUCUCAGUACAGUCGUACCUCAGAAGUCGAACAGAAUCCGUUCCGGAAGUCCGUUCGACUUCCAAAACAUUCAGAAACCAAGGCGCAGCUUCCGGUUGGCUGCAGAAAGCUCCUGUAGCCAAUCGGAAGCCGCAUCAAAUGUUCGGGUUCCAAAGAACGUUCACAAACACUCACUUCUGGGUUUGGGGCAUUCGGGGAACAAAAUGUUGGACUCACAAGGCGUUCAUCAACCAAGGUACGACUGUACCUCAGAGUGUUCUGGAGUGGUAUAAAUCCAUCUUUCAGUUGGAGACUUCUUGUGAAACUCCCCAAACUGGGACUCAUUUCAGAUGAGAGAUGCUUAACUUUCAGAUUACCUACACUGCAAAAUAAAUCCCAGUGCACUUACUUUCUGUUCCUGUGCAUCAUUACUGCCAUCAUAUUUGGCUGUUUUUUGCAUUGGCAGGUAGUAUCUGCCGCUCGCAUCCUUCUAAGGAAUCCUGGAAAUCAAGCUGCUUAUGAGCACUUUGAGACCAUGAAGAACCAGUGGAUUGAUAAUGUGGAAAAAAUGACAGGUAAAAUGGAGGAGCUUGUGGCCAUGGUUUUGUAGACCCAAAUCACUGUUGACGAGCCUGAGAUAUAAUUGGAAGGAAACUAGAAAGGGAAGAGCAAUUCCUUCAUGCAGUUGACUUAAGCAUGUGACAGAAAAGGAAAAGUCACCCCCCCACACACCCAAAAAAAGUCACAGUGGACUCAAGGAAAACAUUGUGCCAUACUUUUGUUUGGAAUAUGUCUUGGCCUGAUCACUGGCAGCCUACAAACACAACUUUUGGAUAAAUUAUUGUCAUGCAACUCUAUUUCAAUCACUUGUUCAUUACGGCGAAAUUGUAUAUAGAUUUGGAUGUGUUUUGUGUUCACACACAGAUGCUGUUAAGGAAGAAAUAUGACAUCCAUUUUUACAUAUUGAAGUUCCAUCCAAGUUCCCUUGUCCCACUGAGUUCCCUUUCUGUAAAUCUAGCACAGGGUUUCUCAAACUUGGGUCUGCAGCUGUUUUUGGACUACUCCCAUAAUCCCUAGCUAGCAGGACCCAGUGGUUAGGGAUGAUGGGAAUUGUAGUCCAAAAACAGCAGGAGACCUAAGUUUGGGAAACAUUGAUCUGCGUGUUUUCCACUAUCCGCAGUACAAAAAUGUACUCAUCCCCAGUUGUGUAAAUGAAACCCAUUCCUGUUUGAGGAUUUGAUAGAAUUUGGAGGCCCUCUGGUGGCAAGAGCCAAGUGAGAAGGGUGAUAAGAGUUUAAAUGCUCAUAAUCAGGAUUGCACCAAAUCAGUACCCUGACAAAUUCACCUGGCCAAGGUAGCAGAACUCCAUCCUGUAUUUAAGGGUGACCUUCCCCUCCAGCGUCAUUUCCCCUUGCCGUGUACAUGAAGGGAGGUAAAUCUGUAAACUUCUUACCCUAGGGAUGGUGGACGAAGCAAUUGAUACCAAGUCUCUGUUGGAUGCUUCCGAGGAGGCCAUUAAGAAAGACCUGGACAAGUGCAAAGUUGCGAUGGCCAACAUUCAGCCGCAGAUGCUUGUCGCUGGGGCCACCAGCAUUGCCCGGCGAGCAAACCGGAUUUUGUUAGUGGCAAAGAAGGAGGUGGAAAACUCAGAGGAUCCCAAGUUUCGGGAAGCUGUGAAAGCUGCCUCGGAUGACCUGAGUAAAACUAUUUCGCCAAUGGUGAUGGAUGCGAAAGCUGUGGCAGGAAAUAUUUCUGAUCCCGGUAAGCAUUAGACAAAGAUGCUUUCUCCAACUCUUCAAAGCGCCUUGUUACUGAAUUUUCAAAACUUAAUACUAAGCGCUCUCUCUCUCUCUCUCUCUUGCCUUUCCUAGGUUUGCAGAAGAAUUUCCUUGAUUCCGGCUACAGGAUCCUGGGAGCUGUGGCCAAAGUCCGAGAGGCUUUCCAGCCCCAGGAACCCGACUUCCCCCCUCCGCCUCCUGAUCUUGAGCAACUUCACGUAAGUGCCGUGUUACGGAGAAUUGCUCUGGAAGGACAGAGGUAAUCUGCAACCAUUUGGUUGAGCCACUCUCAAUUAUUUAAAUGGCUGUGGUUUCCUUGUGUGGGUGGAAUCACUUAAUGCUGAAAUCUGAUUCCAGUCACACAGUGUUCUUAUAUAAUACACGCUGGCAUACACACAAGAUUGCGUCCCCAAGUUUUGUUUCUUUAGCAUCUUGCGAAGCCACAUUUGGGCUUGGGGCCCUUGAGAGCGGAGUACAAUGCCCUCUGUAUGAAGGUAAUCCAACCAAAAACCACAGAAGUGGCAAGAAAAGAACAGAUUCCUGGGUCCUUGUAUUUUGCUGAGAAAAGCAGCAGUUUAAAGCCAAGCGUGUGCCUUUCAGGCCAUCUGUGAUUAUGUAUAAACUUUGAACUUGGGGAACUGUUGUUGUGAACACAUCCAUUAAUAGGAAGAACUUAAAGGUGGGUAGGUGCUCAUUUUUGAGAUUUCAGAAAACACUGUCCGUGCCUUUGAAAGCUGUCUUGAAAACAUGGGCAUUUGAAUGCAGGAGUUGAAUAUAUAAUAUGAUAGCACAUUAGUAAAGUUAAAAGUAAAGGGACCCCUGACCGUUAGGUCCAGUCACGGAUGACUCUGGGGUUGCGGCUCUCAUCUCGCUUUACUGGCUGAGGGAGCCGGCGUACAGCUUCCGGGUCAUGUGGCCAGCAUGACUAAGCUGCUUCUGGCGAACCAGAGCAGUGCAUGGAAACGCCGUUUACCUUCCCGCCAGAGCGGUACCUAUUUAUCUACUUGCACUUUACAUGCUUUUGAACUGCUAGGUUGGCAGGAUCUGGGACCGAGCAACGGGAGCUCACCCCGUCACGGGGAUUUGAACUGCCGACCUUCUGAUCGGCAAGCCCUAGGCUCUGUGGUUUAACCCCAGCGCCAGACAACCUCAGUUACCUUCUCUAUAGAAGGACAUCUGAAGUGAGCUAUUGUCCCCCACCCUUUCUACAAUUUCCUGCUGGUUAGCAGAUCAGAAAACCAAGUGAGAGGGAAGAAGGACGCUUUUGCUAACAGUUGCUAACUUAAGAGAUCAUUUUGUAAAGUCUACCAUAAUGGAUUUUAAGAGGAUGUAGUUCAGGGCUGAGAGCCACAUUCAUGCUUGGCCCAACCCUCCAGGAAGUAUGUAAAUCAUAUUCUUGGGUAGGUGUCUUAAUUUUCAUUAUUCUCAGCUUGGCAAAAGAAUUGUGAAUUUGAGUUUGGAAUGUUUGCCCAAAGCACUGAAAAUUCCCCAUCCUGGGAAGGAUCAGAAACCAGGAAGACCAAAUUUUUAUUAAGGACUAGAAUAAUUUUAUAACAUACCUUAGAGACCACUGUAAACAGUUGAAAUCACUAGCGGGAAUACAAUAACACUUGUAAAGUAACACAAACUUUGGAUACUAUGGAUCUAUAAUAGAUAGAUUACAGUAAAAGAUGCAGGAACAAAUUUCUAGAAAUUGAACCCAUAGAGGUCAGAAGGUCUUUUUUUCUUUUUUGUAUGAAUUGUUAUGUUUGACAUGUAUAAUAAUCACUAUGUAAAACUAAUAAGUAUAAAAUAAAUAAAUAAAGGGACAACUCAGGUGCAAAAGCUGAAAAUAAAAUAAAAGAAGAUUCCCCAUUCUGUGGAUUGCUAUAGAUUUGGCCAUUUUGCAUUGGAUCUCUGCGUUGGGGUACUGCAACCCAUUUCCUUUCUUCCCUUAGCUUACAGAUGAACUUGCUCCUCCCAAGCCGCCGCUGCCAGAGGGCGAGGUUCCUCCCCCCAGGCCCCCUCCUCCUGAAGAGAAGGAUGAAGAGUUCCCAGAGGCGAAGGCUGGGGAGGUGCUCAACCAGCCCAUGAUGAUGGCUGCCAGGCAGCUCCACGAUGAAGCCAGAAAGUGGUCCAGCAAGGUAAGAACGGCCAAUGCAUCCCUGUGUUCUUGCUUAACUGCUGCUUCUCCAUUUAACCCAAAGAAAUUGCAGACCGGUGUGUUUCGUGGGUAUUGCAUUGAUGUCACUUGGGGAUACCCCAGUGUUGUAGGCAGAUCGGUUUGUAUAGAUCAGGGGUCAGCAAUGUGUGGCCCAUGGGCUGGAUGCGGCCCACGAAGACUGUUUUACCGGCCCAGGACACCGGAAAUUGUGUCUGCACAUGUCCAGAUGCCGAAAAUCGCUUCUGUGCAGGCGUGGUUUUCGGUGUCUGGGCAUGCACAGAAGCGAUUACCGGCGCCACAGACAUGCACAGACACGAUUUUCGGUGUCGCGCUGCGCCAGUCCGGCCCACAGACAAUCUCCAUGGGAGUGAUCCGGCCCAUGAUCGGUAAACCUUGCUGACCCCUGGUAUAGAUUUUCAGAGGUUGGGCUCUUUUUAGAGAACGAAUUGCUGAUUACAAAUCCUCACCCUUACGUUGACCGCUCUUAUCACUGCUGUGCAAAGACCUCGUUUAAAACCUUCCUCAGGUUGCCAGGAAAUUUUAUGCCCUGGGUGAGUUGGAAUUGGGGGUCAAAUCCAACAGAUGAGGGAGAAAACCAAUCCGUCUCACCCAAAUGAGGUGAGAAACUCCACAACGGUUUCCAGUGUGCUCUGGAAGAGCACUGAAAACAAACAAACAGAAGCUUGAUAAUGCUGCAGGAGUUAGGAAAGAGGCAAUCUAAAAUUGACUCUUCUGUCGCAUCCAGAGUUGCUUCUCCCCUUGAAGCUAUGAAAACCUUUAUCUUGUGCUGACUCUGUAGUGCGGGAAUGGGAAAACCUGUGGUCCUUCAAGAGAAGGUGAUGGACUCCAACUCCCAUCAUCCCUGUCCAUUGGCCAUGCUGCCUGGGACUGAUGGGAGUCGGGAGUCCAUCUGCGGGGCUGCACAUUUCCCCAUCCUUGCUGCAAUGCUUUGGAAAGGUGGUGUGUAAUCUCCAACAGUAUCCACAAUAUUUUUCGCACUCUCUCUCCUUUUCACAAGUCUACCCAGAAGUGGGCUUUUUCAGAAGCUGCCCCAAGCUUUGCGGGUCGAUCAAGGCUAUUUUUAAAGCUUUGCAAAUUAUUGAUAUAAACAUGGGACUUUUCACAUCCCACCAUUUCAUUAAAACCAUAGAAUCGUUCCCAAGACUCUUAUUGCGCACAGAUUUCAAAACCAUGCCUUGGCGUAUGUAGAACUUUAGCGUAGCGAGAAGGGCGAGGGAAACCUCACCGGACUUGAGCCUUGAGCUGAAAUGAGCCUUAAGAAUGUACGCCAGCAUUCGGGACCUUCUGCUUGAGUUGGGGAAUCAAGCGCAUAGCCUUUUGCCCUUUUUGUGCUCUGCAAGCUUUCUCCCCUGCCCCACCAGACUGUCGCAAGAAGUGGACCGCCCCAGAGGCCAGUGUAGAGGGGCUAAGCAGAAUACCCACGCUUACCUCUGAAUGGGGGCUGAAACGUGGGUGCCAAACAUCUUGCCAUGUUUGGCAGAUUCGUUUAAGAUUGCUGCAACAACGAUGCCAACCCUUGCAAAUGAGUUUUUUGGGGGUUGGUUUUUUUUGCAUCUCAUCACAAAACAAGUAUCAUUUUGACCUUGGCGGUUUUUAUUUUUGGAAGGGAUAACAGAGAAGCAAACAGUCCAAAAUGAAUUUUCCAAGCAAAGCAACACUGAAUAUACAUACAUACACACACACAAACAUUUUCUCGCUGAUUUUAGUAGCAUGCUUGAGAAAAACAAUAUUAUUUCAUUUAUAUUCCACCUUUUUACCCAAGGCGAUCAUGGAGUCGUACAUCAUUCUCCUCUUUCCUCAUUUAAUCCCCACAACCACUCUGUGAGGUAGGUUACACUGAGAAACCCAAAUUCACCCAGCGAGCUUCGUGGCUGAGUGUGGAAUUUGAACCCUAGAUCUUAAGUCUGACACUUUCCACUACAUCACACUUGCUUCAGUUUAAAAUGUAGUUUUAAAAUAUCAUUUAAAACCUGUCCUGGUAGACAUUGUAGUUGAGAUUUGGUGCCUUCUGAGCUUUUAACUUUAAGGUCACUGGGGUGUGUGGGGGAUCAAUAAAUAAACCCAGCUUUUGAGAGAAGCUGAUACCCAACUGCUGUAUCUUGGUAAUUCCAUUCAGGAGAACAUUAUCUGCAGUGCCCUGUCCCAAGGUGGCUGCAAUGUGGGUUUUUUUUCCCUGCACAUAAAUAUUAUUGUGGGUUUAUGGGUCUUCAAAAGUAGGUGGAGAAUAAAUGGCUACAGUCUGAGCCACUCUUCCAGCAGAAGAGAUUGUGUGUAGAAGCCAAUGGCUCUGAGGGGAGGCGCAAAAACCGAGCAGAUUGCUUUGGGCUGGCUGUGAAAAAUAGCUUCAGUUGUGUAUUACUUGUUUAUUCCGACUGUGCAGCAAAUUAACUUUCCCCCCUUUUCUCUUCAUGCUCUGCCAGUUUAAUUUUUCCUUCUUCCUGGACAAUAAAUUUCUUGCCUUGCCCUCUCUCCUGCUUCCCAGUGUUACUUGAACAUUUGCUAGGAUAUACACCCUAUUUUUGUUGGCUGUUGUGUUACUCGAACGUAGUGAGACAGAAGGGGGGGGGAUAUUUAUUAGUCCCAUGUCCUCUACGAAAGUGCACAGAGUCCCACAGAAUCCUUCACUCGGCAACAUGGAAAAAUAAAUUUGAAAUAGAGCCCCUAAGACGGAUUGUUAAUGCAAACCCCUUUAGUGGCAAGUGUGUGUGGUUUAAUUGCCUAAUGCUUUGAACCACUUUGGGUUAUGGACAGUAUGAAUGACCCUAGAAAUAAGGUGCAGUAGAACUUCCUCUUUGCCUCCUCUCCCUGCAAGUCCCCCUAAAUAUGUUCUGGGUUUCCCCCCAACCCUCUGGAGCAUAUUUUGGAGGCGGGAGAGGAGAGGGAGGGAAAGUUCCAUUCAACAGCCAGAAGAGUGGAAUUAUUUGGUUGGAUACCACCCAAUAUUUUUUAAACUGACACGUCCUUCAUAUUUAGUAAACACACGCACCUUAACUUUCAGGCACUCCCCCCACAGCUCGCUGUCCCCUGUCCCAUUUUGAGUUGUAGGAUCAGGACGGAGAAGGGAGGUGGUCACAUUGGGAUCAAUAAUUCCCCAGAAGGCAACAAGUUGCUUUUGUCCAUAAGUGCUUGCUAUCUCUUAAGCAGAUGUUUCAGGUUGCCCGACAGAAAGACUUCACCACUUGGUCCUCAUGAAAAGAAAUGGCCCUUACUCAACGCACUGCAUUUAACCACUGUGUUUGUCCAGAAAGCAAAAAGAGAUGAAAUCCCACACUUAAGCUGCAUCUAAAUUAUUUGAGAGCAUAUAAUUGCAUAAACUGAGUAAUUGGAGGGGGGGGGGGAGAGAAAGUUUUAAUACCGAAAGCCGCUAUUCUUGAAGAAGGAAGUGUGAACAUGCAAAAACACGGGGAGGGGGGGAGGGUUCGUGAAGGACGUGGGGGCUGGGGGGGGGGGGCAAACUGAAAUAAAAUGUGAUAAUUGUGUGUGGGUCUGGUUGCACUUGAAAAGGCAGUGUUUGCCCCUUUUGGUCUUCUCUUUCUGCAAUGGAUUGGUACCCUGAAGAUUGGCUGCGAUAAUAGCGAGCUGUUCUGUGUUUUUUUAGAGACAUCCUUCCCACAGGAUGUGAUUCAGGAUACUCUUGACAAACGAUUUGGAAAUCCUCUUUUGGAUUUUUGUAGAACAACAUUGUGGCAAAACAAUCUGGCACCAUCUCAUUAACCUUCUGCUAACAGAAACAUUUCCGACUGGCUUUGUUUGUGUGUUUUGCUAACAUCACUUUCUGUCUGCUAACAAUUAACAACUGAUCAUGUCCUCCUAAUGAGCAGCCUCUCCUGUUUCUUCCACAAUCCCUUGGCUUUCUGUCCUGACUUCCUUCCUGCAUUGUGUUUUGCUUUCGCAAUAACCUCCUUUUCCAUGGCCUGGACCAAGACGUGGUGGUGCCUGCAGAAUCCAUAUGGCAUCUUUGUCCCAAUUCCCUCACCCUCACCCCCACCCCCACAUUCCUGCCACAAAAUAAUGGACAGGGGGCACGAUUUGCUUGCAAAUUCUCCUGUGCAAACCUUGCUGAAAUGAAUAGGAGCUCUUUUCAACAAGGACACACACAAAAGCCCUCGAGCAACUUCCAUUCAUAUCCGUGAGGCUCCGUAGGGUCAGGUCUGCCACUUCCCCACCCUUAAUAGCACCCAAGACUUGCUAGGGGUGCCUGCCUCGAUUGUCUUGCGGCAAGGCCUCUCCCAUCUCUUUUGGGCACAGAAAGCAGCCCCUGGCAUCUCUGCUCCCUGGCGGUUUUUUCUCAGCACUCAAGCCUCAUCGUUGAAACUUUCCUCUUGCACCCCCUAAGUAAUCUUUAAGUGUUGCACUUGCUUUUGUUUCUCGUUUCCUUUCCUGUCUCCGUGGCGCCAUUGUCUUGCCAGAAAAGAAUGUUGUGGUGAAAUAGAAGACACUUUAGAGAGGACCUCGAGUGAAAAACGAUGAUGAUUCUUGGUGUGCUUUCUCUAAACUCUUGUUGUUUCUCUCCUUGAAGCCUUUGUAGAUUCUCAGGUCAAGUGUUUCCUUGGAAUUGCGUCCCUUCCUCCCUGCCCCUCCUUCCGUUGCCUUCCAGAAUAAAGGGAUUUACUAAAACCAGCUCAGUUCUUGCUCUUUGACCAGAUCCUGCUUCUUUAUACUAACUGUCCCUGUUUCUUCAUCCCCCCCUUCCGCAUCCCCCCCCCCGCCCAACCUGCGAAGCCUGAUGUGACUGAUGAGGUUAAGGAAGCCCCUGAGGCUGAUGUAGAUGUAGAUCAGGAGGAGGAGGAGGAGGAGGAGGAAGCAGAUGUUGAAUUCACUCUCCCCUCUGACAUUGAAGAUGAUUACGAGCCUGAGCUGCUGUUAAUGCCAACCAACCAGCCCGUUAACCAGCCCAUUCUGGCCGCUGCUCAGUCUCUGCACCGGGAAGCCACCAAGUGGUCUAGUAAGGUACUUCCUCCAUUUCCCCCUGGCGACUGACCCGCGUUGCAUCCAGCCAUUUUGGAACGUUGACACAUUUGCAUUCACUCUUGAUCCUUGCCGGGUCCCAUUUUCGUUUUCUUUCUUUCUUUUCCUUUUCUGAAUUGGAAUGAAAUUCGAGUUUGUCUGCACUUCAUUGUUGAGGAUUGAGAGUGGCUUCACAUGUUUCUGACAGGCCUGCUGGCGAUGAUGGCCGGGCUCAAAAAGCUUCAUUUGGCUCACAACUUCCUUCGUUUUACUCUCCUUCUUAAUCAAGGCUUCCUUUCCCUGUCGUUGCUCUCUGUCUUACCUGUCUCUUCACGGCAGUGGUUCUUUUUCGAAAGGGAAGAGAAAACAAACAAACCAAACAAACAUACGUACAAACCAGCUGACUACCUGUGAAGCCAUGGUUGACAGUCUCUCAGUGACUUCCAGAUUGUGAGGGAGUCGUCGUUGUCAUUCCCGAAGUCAUUUAACACGCAUCAUUGUGCUUUUCUGCCUCUUAUCAAUGGCUUCCACUAAAACGUUGGACAGACCAGGAAUGGCUUGGUAUGGCGGCGUUGCCCAGGAGUUGGACCUGCUGAUGUGCACUUGGCUGUAAUGUAAAAAGGCUGGCCCAUGGUGAGAGGACUUUGGUCAACAAGCUAUGCUGAAUGUGUUGGUUGCUAAGUUCAGACUUCGUUGGGUUUUCUAAAAAAAUACACAACCCAUGAUGUUGAUGGAGAUCCUCGGUCCGUGGCUCGGAGUGAUCUUAGUCCUGAGCUUGCUGGCACUAAUCGCAAACAAAUGUUUGGGGAGCUGUCGGGUCACUUUUUCGCUUUUGGGACUAGCAUGCUGCAAGGAGUUAAGUGUGUGGCUGUGCAGUUACUAAAAAUUAGGUAUGUAUGUGUGGAAACCCCCCCUUUUUUUAAAAAAAUUGAGUCUUUCUUUCAUUGUCUUUUCAGUCAGUAAUGGUGGUGAUCUUUUGGUGCCUGUGCGCAAAAUUCACGUGGUGUUUUUCCAUGUGUAGAUUAAUGUGGGGCACAAUUUAGCACACUCUUUCUCCUUUGCAAAUCUCCUUGAAAUGAAUGGAGAAGCCCCCUAUUCAUUUUAAGUGAGAUGUGCAUGAGAACAUGUCGCUGCAUUGUGCUUCGUGGGCUAGAUCUCUCUCUCCCUUAAAUGGUACCUAGAACCUGCCAUUGCCACCACUUGCCUCAUGGUGUGAAGGCCUCUCUCAUUUUACACUCUGCUUUGCCUUCUACUCUUCAGAAACCAGCCAAGAAAACGCAUGGCCUUCAUUGCUCAAGGGGGCUGGCAGUUCACCCUUAACCGUUACUCAUCACAGCAGCAAGCACAUGUUUAGCAUCCUGGCUCAUUGCUCCUGCGAUGGUGAUACGCAAUUUGUGUGGUGGAACAUGCAUGUUUGCACAUGCAUUUUUCUUUUGUACAAAUACACACACACACACACAGUAUUUUCAGUGCACUGGUUAAAAACAAAUGUGUGAAGAGACUCCUGAACAAGGAUAUGGCUCUUCAGACUUUUGCAACUCAGCAGCUUUUUGUAAUGUGUACAACAUGCUGGUUUUAUGCACUGCAUAAUGGAAAUAUGUCCGUAAGGACCACAAGUCCCCUUCCGCAACUAUCACCACACUGUGUGCCUUUUGUUGUUGCCGUUGUUACAAACACUUUUCUCCCGGUAGUCCUAAUGCCUAACAGCCGCUUUCCUGCAUGCAAAAGAUUACAGUCCAGGCACUUUUUCCUAUUUUCUCACUGUUGGUCAGUAUGUCAUGUUAACUAAGCACCCUUCACAAAAACACUGCACAGAUUUUUUUAUUUUUAAAUGAAUUGAUUACAUUGAUCUUGAAUACUUUUUCAGCUACAGUAUUUAAUAUGGAAAAAUGUUAUUUCAAACACCAGUUAUUUAUAUUGUCCCUCGAAAAAUAAAGAACUCCCUCUCAAAACAGUGGCUGUUAAAAAGUUGUGUUACAAGUUGAACUGAACGGUUGCGGUUCAGCCUCAAGUUUGCAAACUCCCCCACUUCUGCUCUGGUGUGGCCAUGAGUAGACAGGAGUGCAGAAACUUUUGAUACUACUUUUGAUUAACUGUAGCUUGUCAAUUUCAUUCACCCCCAACAAACUACAGUCAUACCUUGGUUUUCGAACAGCUUAGUUCUCAAACGUUUUGGCUCCUGAACACCGCCAACCCGAAAGUGACUGUUCCAGUUUGUGAACUAUUUUUGGAAGCUGAACGUCCGACGGGACUUCUGGUUGGCUGCAGGAGCUUCCUGCAGCCAAUCUGAAGCCGCGCUUUGGUUUCCGAACCGUUGGAAGUCGAACGGACUUCUGGAAUGGAUUCUGUUCAACUUCCAAGGUAAGACUGCAUUGCUAAGCCAGCUGCAUAACCUAUAGUUUAGCGUGAUGUCCAAGUGCAGCCUAAUGCCUCUCUUCUCCACUGAAGGAAGAUGAGAUUGUCCUAAGUGGAGGAAAGGUGGCAAUUCUUACAGCGAGGCUGUCAACUUGAUGAAUUAAGUGGUAGUUGGUUUUCACGACAGGAGAGUUUGCCAGUUGAUAAAUAAUAGCUUCAUAUGUUUGCAAAUGACUAAGUCCUGAAGAUUUUUCUCUUUUGAGGUUUCAGAUGAUGCGCACACACCUUGCCGCAGGCCUCAUCUUAGAAGCGCCGCUUCCUUUUACGCGGAAUAACUGGUGGUUUAUUAAAAAUAAUUUACAAUUUUUAAAAAAACCUGCUACCUUCUAAGCAUGCCUUUUUACAUAUACAGCUGAUCAAAAGGAUUAACUGACGCUCUGACUUCUCCCUCAGCUGUGUCCCCCUCAGAAAAGUUAGUUGUCAUCUGUGACUGUAGAGUGCCAAAUUGGGAUGCGCCAUGUCCAUUUGUAUGUUGAUAUUAAGAAUAUUCACCUUCAUAACACUGGAUGCUUUAAACUUAAGGCAAUCUUCUUGCACCCUUAUUAAAAGGAUAGAUGUUUAACUGGUAAAACUGUCUGAACUUAGCCGCUUUCACUUCAGCAGCAAACUAACACUGCGUGUCCACAACGUAUUUUUAUUUUUUUACGGGCCAAAGCUUGUUUUUCACUUUUUGGGGGAGAGAAAGUAUUUCACAACUGGCCUUUGGGGCAAAGCUCUUUUCCAGUGCUCUUUGUGGAGCGGCCUCUGCACCGCACAGGAUGUCUCUUCCUUGCCCUUCCAGAGCGAGGGCUUGCUUACAGGACGGGGGUGACGGCGCGGGCCGAUGUCUGGCUCCCAAGCUUUCAUGGCUACCCUUGCUCUUUUCCAGGGCAACGACAUCAUCGCCGCCGCCAAGCGAAUGGCCCUCCUCAUGGCCGAGAUGUCGCGCUUGGUCAGAGGCGGCAGUGGGAACAAGCGGGCUCUCAUCCAGUGUGCCAAGGAUAUCGCGAAAGCUUCCGACGAAGUGACCAGGCUGGCCAAGGAGGUCGCGAAGCAGUGCACUGACAAGCGCAUCAGGACAAACCUUUUGCAGGUGGGUCACCAGCCACUGCCUGAAGAAGGCAGGGAAGCGGUGACAGCUGGCAUUGGUAAGAGAGAUGGCAUGCGGUCAGUGGACUAAGGGGACUAGGCUAGUGGCAGGGACAUGGAUGGCACUGUGGUCUAAACCACUGAGCCUCUUGGGCUUGCUGAUCAGAACGUUGGCAGUUCGAAUCCACACAACGGGGUGAGCCCCCGUUUCUCUGUCCCAACUCCUGCCAACCUAGCAGUUUGAAAGCAUGCCAGUGCAAGUAGAUAAAUAGGUACCACUGUGGCGGGAAGGUAAAUGGCGUUUCCGUGCGCUCUGGCUUCCAUCACGGUGUUCCCUUGCACCAGAAGCGGUUUAGUCAUGCUGGCCACAUGACCCAGAAAGCUGUCUGUGGACAAACGCCAGCUCCCUUGGCCUGAAAGCGAGAUGAGCGCCCCAACCCUGUAGUCGCCUUUGACUGGACUUAACCGCCCAGGUGUCCUUUACCUUCCCCCCCUUACUAGGCUAGUCUCCUAAAUGUUCCCCUGACGUCUCCUUUCCAAAGCCCGGGAAGCUUCUGCCCAGUUCAGGGAGGGAAGUGUGAUACUCACCUGCACAUCAUUGCGACGUCACACAUGCAGUGUCCCGGUCGUCCUCGCAGGCUGUUGCCUCUGGCCCUAACUGUACCCCUAUUUCACCGCACGCCACUGAGAGAUGGGUUUGUUUUGGAGCAGGGGGGCUACUUGAGAGCCCAAACAGUGGGCUGGCUUGCUCAAAUUCGCCCUCCUUGUUCUUUUGGACCUGUGGCCUACUUUAAGAUUGCCAGGUCACAAUGCGGCAGUAACGGUAGGUGCCACAGAUGGCAGAACUAUCCAGCCAAGGUCUUUCAUCGUGGCAACAGCUUUGUUUUAGCCUGCUUGUUUCUCGACUGGUCUCAACAGCGCUCCUAUCUUCUCCUGCACGACAAUGUAAUCCUGGCCAGACAAGUUUAGGGUCUCAAAGACAUCAGACUGCGGACUAUCUAAUUCCCUGAGCAGCUGCGCUUUCUGUGGCCCUGUACCACCUCAGCCUGAGGCUUCGCUGCCACGAGCACAGCACAGUGCAGCUGAAUGCAAGGAACAGCCCCUUGUGCAGAGAGCCUUGCAGAGCAGGGUGGUAAGGUGCCAGCCUUCAAAUACCGUAUUUCAGCUCUAUAAGACGCACCAGACCAUAAGGCGCACCUAGUUUUUGGAGGAGGAAAACAAGCUUCUGGGAUAGCUGUGCAGCUUGCAUUCGCUCCAUAAGACACGCACACAUUUCCCCUUACUUUUUAGGAGGGAAAAAGUGAGUCUUAUAGAGCAAAAAAUACGGUAGAUAGCUGGUCCUCUGAAUCUCUAGGGCUGGCAAAGAAAGCAAUGAUAUUCUAUAGCCUUUUAAAUGUGUUUGUGGGAGUUGGGGGGAGGGAGAGCUAUUGUUUUGUUGUUUUUGUUUUAACUACUUAUUUGUAUUUUUAUCUUGUGAACCACCCUGAUAUAAGGAUGGUAUAUCAAUUAAUAAUAAUAAUAAUAAUAAUAAUAAUAAUAAUGCUGGAAAGUGACCCCAAACCUGCCCACAAGUCCUUAGAUGAUACCUUAGUGAUAGUUCCCUACCACUGAAGCAGCUUGCCGUGUUUCUUGAGAAAAACAUGGGUGGCUUGAAGAGGAGUGGGAAAUAACCAAGGAAAAUGAACAUUUAUGCUUGCCACUGCUUUUUUUUUGGGGGGGGGGAAACACACAAGAGAAGAGUGGUAUAAUUUUAUAUAGACAGUUUCUCAGCUGUGCAAUUCUGUUUCCAUGCAGGUUUGCGAGCGAAUCCCAACCAUCAGCACGCAACUCAAAAUCCUCUCCACUGUCAAAGCCACCAUGUUGGGCCGCACUAACAUCAGCGACGAGGAGUCUGAACAGGUAAUUCUCACGCCUGCCACAAGGGGGUGCGUGUGUUGCAAGCUUGGAAUUGUCCACUGCAUCAGGCUUUGCACGAUUGGUGAAACGAUGUCAGCUGCCAACAGGGCCUCCCUUGCUGUCCUUUUGCUCUUGUAAGUUUUCUUGCUAGAGUAACUGAAAGGUGUGGCUCAAGGUGUGCUUAUUUCUACGUGCAUCACACUUUGUAGAUUCGAAACAACAAGUGUGACUAUGACGAACUGACCCUCAAUAGAAAACUAGGAUGUGCUUUUUUGUCAGGUACACUCAGUGGCAAACUGUCCCUGUUUUUGCUGUGUUGAUGUCCUGCAACAAAAUAUAAUUUAUGAUUCUGUUGGGUGUAGUGAAGGGUUAACCUUCUAUGCCUCGGGACUGAGGGGACGGGCUUACAAGGGAAGUAAGCCAGGACGUGACGAAAGCAGCUUGGAUUGCUGUGUACUGAGUAGAUCCUAAGGUAGACCUGGGUUUCUUGCUUAAUAAUAAUAAUAAUAAUAAUAAUAAUUUUUAUUUAUACCCUGCCCUCCCCAGCCAAGGCCAGGCUCAGGGCGGCUAACAAGCAAUAAUAAAAACAAGUUGAAAGAAUACAACGUAAAAACAAGAUUAAAAUACAACAUUAAUAAAAUUUCCCACAGCCUGUUUAAAUAGUUAUUAACUAGCACCCUCUGGUGGAUACAAAUGAAUCGUUCUUUGGUUUGCCUGAACGCUGCCGUAAGCCACCAGAUUUUAUCAAUAUCCAACGCAGAUGUUGUUUUGCUGUUGGGGACAAUUAUCCCAAACCUUCCCAGUGACUGUCAGAUUUUGCUUCCCAUUAGGAAAAUGUGGCCACUAGCUUUGGAGGUUUUAAAAGGGGAUAAGACAAAUGCCCGAAGGACUGAUCCUCACGGCUGCUAGCUGUGUUAAGAUAAAGGGACUCCAUUUUCAUAGGCAAUGUACCUCUAAAUUCCUGGAGUGGGAUCCAGGCUGUCAACGGAGAUUGGGACUGUUUCUUCAUGCCUCACCUAUGGGCUUCUCUGCCUGGGUGCUGGAAGUUGGAGAAGAUGGGCCUUUCCCAGAUCCCCCAGGGCUGCUCUUACAGAUGCAUGUUCUUCUUCUUCUUCUUUUUUAAGUAAGGCAAGUGAAUGGGCAUCCAUCUCUCCUGGAUGCUUUUGCUGAGAUACCUGCAUUGCAGUGGGUUGGACUGGAUGACCCUCGGGGUCCCUUCCAACUCUACAAUUCUAUGAAAUACUUUUGCAAAGCUAGCUGCCGAGGGGUUAGAGCAGAAGCUGAAUGUACAUCCCAUGAACUUGUCUCUCAGCACUCUUUUUACUCUGUUGGAUGUGAAUGUCCCAAUCACUGCCAGCACAGCCGGAGAUCACUAUGUGCAGCUAAGAGCUGUAUUGGCACAUAUAGGGCAAAACAGUUGGAGCCUACAGCUGGCAUUUUCCAGAAUGGUCUAUGGCAAGGUAGCCGAUGUGGUCUCCCCCCCACCCCCCGAUGUUGCUGCACUCCAGCUCCUAUUAGGGAGCACAGGGAGGCUGAGUGGAAAAUUCCACUAAAAUAAAAACAUCUCUGUCAGAUGUUUGCAUACUUGGUGUCAUUUGGGCUGUGCGUGGUGCUUUAGAAUCAUGAUUUUCAGGUUGGACAUUGGAUUGAUACUGUUGAAGCACACAGCUUGUCUUCAGAUGUCCCCCCCCCCCCCCGAUGAAAAGCCAGGUUUUAAAUAUUAGCAUGAAGUUCUUGAGACCUUGUUAGAUGCCCACAUACUGGAAUGGGCUUGCUGCCAGUUCAGCCUUUUGUUGAUGCUCUUUAUUCUAAAAAUGAGCCAUGCCUCUCAGGUUUUCAUCUGAAAACGCUUGUGUUCUUUUUAUAUAUAUAUUUUUAAGUGCUUUCAAACAACUCUUUCUUCUGCAGGCCACGGAGAUGUUGGUUCACAAUGCCCAGAACCUUAUGCAGUCUGUCAAGGAAACAGUUCGGGAAGCUGAGGCCGCCUCCAUUAAAAUAAGAACAGAUGCUGGAUUCACUCUACGCUGGGUCAGGAAAACUCCUUGGUACCAGUAGAGCGCUGCCUUUCCCCUAAGCAUUUUUUUUUUAAUAGAAAACCCCCUUGUUGGAGCAAAGAGAAUUCUGUAAACAGCCAAAAGGUGCUUGAGCGAUUAAAACUAGCCCCCUCCCCUGGAACUCCCUCUCUUAAGGGCUUUCAUAAGUGUGCUGAGCUACCUUUGGUAUCUAACCUCACCACAAUUAGUUUUCACAACGACAAGCUUUUCUCUCUUUGCUUUUGAGGGUUUUUUAUAUCUCCCGUUUUCAUGAACUCUGUAACCUCAGUUUCCCCUCCCUGUUCUGCAGCAUAUAUUCCAGUGGUUUUCUACGAGAGGCAGUAUAUGCAGAUUUCACUUUAGCAUGGAUGAAAACUCUGGGAAGCUGGUUUGCUUAGCUGUUUAUUGUGAGGGACAAUCAGAAGACAGAACAGUCCAGCACUUCCGUUUUCUGCUCCCUUUCCUCUAACUUCUUUAAAACCAGUGUGUUGCUGAGUUUGUUUCAUUUCUUUCAAAAGUUUUCCCUUGCUGCAAGGGAAGAGGUGCUGUGUUCAAAAGCUGCUGCUGCUCGUCGUUCUGCCCAAUAGUGAUCUCAAAAGCCAUCAAAAUCUGGGAGUAGCUGCCAUUAGUCAGUUCAACACCUUAUUGGUGACGAAACUGACCACUAAUAACCAUUUGGAGCAUUUAAUUGAGAGGGAGCAGGGAGAGAUUACGCAGCAUCCCUUACUCUUUGGUCAGGAACAAAACAGCUGGGAGAGUUUUAAAUUAUAUUUCAGCCUGUUCCCACUGGCAUGAGGCUAUGUCUUGCUUGUCCUCCCUGUCCUUUUUUUUUUAUUGUACCCAUAGGACAAAAAUGUGUGUUUAUAUCAGGUUUCGUUUUGAUUAUCCUGCUUGCUUUAGCAGCGGAACAGUUCUUUCUCUGUUCUAGCCAAUCACCCUUGGGAUGUGUUGGAGAAGGUACGAAAGCAGAACGUCUCCUAUGAGGUAACACAAAUAAUGAUCACUUUGGGCUUUUACACAGUGAAACACUCCUCAAAUCCAGUGCUCAUCAGUUGAAUCGGCUGGCAAAUGGAAUGUUCUCUUUCAACCAUGGUAGGGAAACUGGGAUGCUUAGUGCUGAAGUAGUAUGCCUUUAUUUUUGUACUGUUCUACACACCGUUGUCUUCUGCAGUUGCACAGAGCAGAUAAUUUAUGGCCCCGUGCAUCAGAGAUACCUCUCGCAGAAGCGCCACUGACACUAAUGAAAGAGCACCUCUUGUCUUUUGCAGGGCGAUGUUCCUGCGCAAAUCACUAGUCCUACUUCUGAAUUGCUUGUGUAUUUGCAAAUAAGUUAUGUACUGAUGCUGUGGUGCCCCUGUGCUGUCACGCAACAGAAGUUCAUGCUCAGGAGACCUAUAGAAGUGCUAAGAGGCGGCGCUUGUUUACCUGCUAAAAGUUUCUUUAAACUUAACUUCUGUGCCCCCUCUUUCUGGUGCAAUUUAAAAGGGAUUUUUUAAAAAAACAACACAGAAAUGACCUUUUAAUGACUUCUUUACACCUGCCUAGAGCAAGGGAAUUUGCUUGCCCACCUUUUCCUGAAUACUUAGUGACUGCGCGGUACUCAAAAUUGUCACAUAGGUUUCUGACAAUAAGUAGCCACAACCAGAAGAUGAAAGGGAACACAUCACAGCCUUAGUCUGGAUGCCUUGUUGCCUUUGCUUGGUUUGCAUGAACUCAGCAGGAAGAGGAGACUUUGAAUGUCUUUUACCAACAUAUAGUCCAGCCUUUUCAUCACGAGCUUUUAAAAUCAUCACCAUUUAAUAGCUUGACUUUGUAUUAAUGCAAUAUUACUAAUGCCUUUAAUUACAUGACGGUUUAUACCAAAGACUGCUUUUUGUUAAGGAAUGUUUGAAGGAAAGCUCUGACUCAUAUUUGCCUUGGAUAUUUCUUCAGAAUGUUUUACUAAGUUCUAAAGUCUUUUAUAGAAGUUAAUAUCCUCCACACUUUAUGCAAUUUAUGCUUUCCUGAACAAUUGUUCAUCAGACCUAAGAUGAAGCAAACUUGAAUGUCAGUUAGGAGCAUUUUGCCACUAAAUACCUUUGUUUAUAAACCAGAAUUUUGUUGUAUAUGCUAAUAUUUUCAACCUUCUUUGUUCUGUUCAAACAAAAUAAAAUGCAUUUGUAUAAAAUGUC